ACUCUAAACAGCGUGAAGCGGUUUUAAAGAUGUAAAAAUAGACGAUAAAAGUUGCCUUUCGCUAUCUUGGAAUUUGGGAUUCGUCAUGAUUUGCUGCGACGCGCAUGCGCACAGAGCCCUGUAAGCGAUGGCGAAAUUCCUGACUUUUAUGCAAGCAGCAGGGUUAGAUGGAAAGUUAUCUCGAUAAAAUUUGGCACUCGAGCUGAAACUAUCGACACUCGGCGUCGUCGCGGUUGCUCGCCUGUUACUUCAGCCUGUUUUCGGGAGAAGUCAAUACGAGUGACCGUAGCUGGUUAUUGCGAAGAAAGCACAUCUUCAUCUUGCUAACUAUUAGCUGGGUAGCAUUAGUAGCUUUACGUUAGCAUGUCACAUUCUGCCUUGUCUUCUGUUUAUCUAUGUAGCUAGCGGAAUUCUCCGUCUCAGGUGUUUGCAGAAAAUAGAAAAGCUGACGUUAAAGAUUUUCUCCGUCCUGCUGCAUCGGAAUCAUCAUCUGUGUGUGUAUCAGUGAAGUCUACUACUACUGCUGCUGCUGCUGUGUCCACUGACCUGAGUGAGUAACGUUAGCCUCCUCCUGUUGUUGGUACAAGCUGACUCAAAACGAUUUAUCAACAUUAUCUUUGAGGAAAAACUCAAGCUGAAUAUAUCGUUUGUUAACUACCUGACUGCAAUUAAAUGUUAUGCAAUUAAACAGCGAGUAGAUAAUGUCCCGGUUUGAGUACACACCUGUAGCAAGAGUAAACAAAUGAUCUGGCUGCACCAUUGCUAACCUGUUUUUUAUUAUAUAGCUUCCUUAAGAAGGCUUUGUGUUAAUUAGCAUUUGUUUAGUUUUUCAAAAGGGGGGUUUAUGAUGGUAAAUCUGUCUUUAAAGCAUAGACAGUGUUAGCCAAAUGGGUAACACACAGGCUCGAUCUCAUACAUGCUCUGAAUUGUGAAUCAGCCGUGUGAAGCUGGCAGAAAAAUGCUGUCUCUCUGUGUGUUUUUAGCUCUAAACAAAGUUCUCUGACAUUAUUUUGAACAAAUGUAUAUGUAUAUAAAUAUAAGUGAUGGUCUGUCUGUAUCUCUCUAAGGUGUUGGCCACACAGAGCAUCCCAUUACUGGACAAAUUUUAGUGUACAAAAGGCCAAAUGUUCAGUCUUCAACAUAAGGCAUGCAUCAAAUGGUUAUUUCACACUUCCAAAAAAAUAAAUAAAUACAUAAAUAAAAUUUUAUUCAUAUAGUGCCAAUUCACGAGCAGGUCUAGACCACGCUCAUUGUUUAAUGAAUUAUCAGGACCCAACCUAAGAUGGGACAGAUUUAACCCAUCUCAUCUAACAUGAGUAACAGUGGCGAGGAAACACUUCCUUUUAACAGGCAGAAACCUUGGGUAGGACAGGACUUCCACUCACCAAUACUAACUCUGGACAGCGUACUGUCAUGUUUAGAAGUAUGAAAAUAUGGAAUAGUCUUCUUUCUGUCAUUACAAGGUUUAAAAAUAAGGUAUACCAAUAUCUACUGAUCCAGACUCACUGAAAUAAGAAACAGAACACCUAGACCAGGCUGUGACAACAUACAAUACAUGGGAUUUUGAUUAUGAGUACAUUUAUCUUGGCUUUUAUUUUAAUUGGAAAUGUAAUGUCAUCAUAAUUUUUGUUUUAGUUAUGAUUUUAACAUCUUGAACUCUUAUCAUGUUAAUUUAUACAACUGUUUAUUGUCUGCUUGUGGACCCCAGGAAGAGUAGCUGCUACUUAUGUAGUAGCCAAUGGGGAUCCAAAUAAAUAAAUAAAAUAAAUCCUGCGCAUUCAGGGUGUUUUCCCAAUAUCGCCAGAAAUGAAACUGAAAACCAACUGUGCCCUUAUCAGCUAUCCUCUUUAGCGACAGUCAAAUAAGACAUUCGGUUAGAGCAGCAACAGAUGUCACCACAGUUUCUAUAUUCAAGUAGUGUUCAUUGUGCUGUAACAGGAAAAGCUGUGCACAGGCUGCAGUGCGAUGCAAAUGCAACACCAGAGUCAGCUGCUGCUGUUUACUCUCAGCAAUUUACUGCCAGAUUUCCUCCUAAAAGGGGAAAAGUCAUAACUCUACGCAAGUGCACAUGUUCCUGUUUUAGCACAGAUAACAUGCCACUCCUUCAGCCUCCACAGGUAACUCUAUACUGAACACCUUCAAUCCUUCUGGGAAUACAAUGCCACCUUUUCAAGUCAUCGAGUCUCCAAAAUGUGGGUGAAAGAGAAACUGUGUUCAGGGACCCCCCAUUUUGACUCGCCUCAGUAGCAGCUGAGAUUGUCCUCUUGAGACUUGGCAAAUGAUUUCAGACUCAAACAUGGAUUGUUUCUUUUCUUUGUAUAAAAUAAUAUGUGAUACAUUUACACUGUCAACUCACUUAGAGGCUAAAUGACCAGAGGGGCCCUGCCCCAAUAAGAGUGCCAUUGGCACCGGGGUAAUCUCAUGCUGUUGUUUCUAGUGUAGCAGUAGUUCCCCUAAACCUAGUUCAUUGACCAUCACACUGUAAACUGACUGUGUGGGUUAAGCUCAAGGAGGGGAGGGGCUAAAGCUAACAGAUAAGCCAGAUCACUGUGGGGUUUAGGGGCGCAUGCGCUGGAUAGUAAUUAGGUUCAAGGACACAUGUUACACUCUCUUGGUGCUCUUUCUUUAUUUAAACAUAGUUCUUGUUAGCUGUCUAAUGUUUUUCCUUUUUUUUAUCCAGGCUUUGACUUUUAACUCAUGUCACUGCAGUGUCUGAAGUGCAACUCUUACUUCUCUUUUUUCCCUCAUAGUUUAUAAUUUAAUGUAGUAUGUAAUUAAUGUAGGCUUAAAUGAUCUUUUAACCACAAUAAAAAGCUUUCUUUACCAACUCAAUAAGAUAAGAAGACCUUUAUGUAAGAUGUUAAUUGGGAUAAUCUGUUGCUAGAGCGUCAUAUAGUUCCCUCUGUACAAAUUUGACAUUUUUUUGUACUUUAUUUUUCUUUUACCUGCUUAGUCAUUCUUGAUUGUCACUCAAAAAUAAUUUAACAUUUUUACUGAAAGGAAGGUUAUUCAUUGUCAGUAUGGAAAUAUAGUUGGCAUUGUAAAAAGACUGUAAAAAGACUGUUUAUUGAUAAAUCUCCCUUUUUGGUGCACAGCUUCAGGUACAAUAUUAUCUCUUUGGUAUUUGAUCAGGUCUGUUUGGUUUGGAUGGAGCAGCUGGCCUAACUUGACUGCUGAUUGAUGCAAUCAGAAAAUAUCUCUCAGAGUCAGCAGCUGGGCGACUGUGCCAGAAAUCACUGCCAGUGAAUGACUGACAGAGGAAAACAACGUGUGUGUUUGGAAAUUAAUUAUGAUCGGUGUCAUAUAGCCACUCAGCAUUUCAUAUUCUCAUUAAGUCUUAACCAGAAACAGUGUAGUUUAGACAUUCAGAGGUCAAUUUCCCUGUGCUAUUUGUGUUUUUCACUUUGAAGGCACCAUUAAAAUAACUGAAUACAGACCUGACUAUUAGUUUAAUGAAGGAACAAAUCAUCAGAAAGCAACCAAACCACUCUGUGGUAGCAUUGUCACCGAAUAAACAUUUGUUACUUCUCAGGAAAAGAGAAAAUUAUCCUGUUAUUGAAGCAAUCGGUAAAAGCCUGGUUUCCGUCCUUUACUUGCAACCCUUCAUUUCUAAAAAGCGAGGAUAUCUUAUCUCUCAAAGGAAAAUGAUAGUUUUACAAAUAAGAUAACAUAUAAAAAUCUCAAAAAUGCUAGAAUUGCUAUCUGGUGUUUACAAAAUUCCUACAUUUUGAGAUAAUCCUACUUUGAUGAUAUGGAAGUAAACACACUGACGCCUGUUUUUAUACUUUUAUAGCAGUACAGGUUUAAGGUGAUCAUAUAUUCACACUGUAUAGUAGAGGAGAAAGAAGCUACCUCUAUGGUUCUUUGCCAUUUGUCCAGUAUCUCUCAUUGACGGAGACUGUUUGUUGCAGGAGCACCUCUUCAGUGGUGUGGAUGAGGGAGACAUGGCAGACCACACCCCACCUCUGGAGUCUGGCCAGCUUCUCAGCCCUGAACUCCCAAUCCUGGCCUCACCACCACCCCCAGCUAUGGUCAAUGGAGAGGGCCCCCAGCAGGUACACUCAGACCCCUUUGCCCCCGUGUCUUAUUGCUUUUGCUCAAGCUUGCUGAAUCAAAGCUGCUUUGUUUGACUUUUGGGGAACUGCCUCAGCAAUAUCCACAGAUGAAGUAUUCUUCCAAGAUAAAUUUAUUUAGUUUGUUGUGGUUUCCACUCUUCUGUUGUUAAACUAUUGUGUGUUCAGGGGUACUGGCAAUGCAGUGGGAAAGCUUGCAUGCUUUGAAGAACUGGUUGCUCUACAAUAACACUUGACUGCUUUGCAUAAAUAUAAGUCUUAAGUGCAUUGCAUAAAUGGGUAAUUUUUAGAGGGUGCACUUGCAAAACUUGAGCACUUAAAUUGUGGGAGUAAAGACAGGGCAACAUAAAACACAGACUGUGUUAGAAAGUCCUGCAGAGGCUGUUGUCGAGGUUUUUUGUGUGUGGAGCAUUAAUAAAGAUGUAUCAAUGAUUUUAAACUAUUUUAAAAUUUACUUCUCUUUCUGUUAUCAGGAUUACAAUACAUCAAAAACUGCUGUUUUCCACAAAAAUCUGUCAUUUUAUUGUGUAGCCACUAGCCGUGGAUUGAGUGUUGUACUUGAUGUCCCUUAAAAAAUCUCACCCUGUGAAAGCUGCUGUGUUUGGUGGUUUGUAAAUGAACCUUUCAGUUGUGUCCUAAACUCAGUAUCAGUAUUGAAAUAACCAAAUGGGUUUGCUGUUCUCACUUCAUGUGCCGGUGGAGCAUGGAGUAUGUCACAGGUAACAGGUGCUUAUGGGGUUUUGAACCAGUCAUCUCUCAGUUUUGAUAGCAGCGUUUGCUUUGCGAGCGCCGGGCCUUUCCUGUCAGAAUCAGAGUGAGACUGAUCGGCUCUGACAAGCCUGGGUGAUUUUCCUGUCAUUUUGAUGGCCAUCGGUUCAAUUUGCUUAAGUUUCCGUGGCUUCACGGGGGACUAGCAUGGAACCCGCUGUGAUAUCUUUUCCGUCAUUUACUCGGUCCUCUGCGGCCUGUCCAGAUAAGACUGGCUAAUAUUAGCCCUGCCUUAUAAACACACCUUUUCCAGCGUCUUGUCAUUUUCCACAGUGGAAAACCCUCACCUGAAUCAGGCUUUGUUCACAGAGAGAUCAAAUUUUGCUGGUUGUGUUGGUCUGUAAGGGUGUUGUUCUCAUGGAAUUCAGUUACCUCACCACCUCCCACAAAGGUUACCCGAUUACAUGUACUUGUCUGUGGUCGGUGUUUGCGGUGUUUUAUGAAAGCUAGAGGAAUAAAAUGCUUCUGUACCUUUCUUGUAUUUAUCAUUACUACCCUGCUGCUUGGGCCAGUUUGAGACACUGCAUGUUCAUGAUGGCUAAAAUGUACUGCAAUAGGCUCCUAUGUAGAGGGAUAACAAGUACCAGAUAACUCAGAGCAGUUCCAGUUUUCUUUUGUUUGUUUGCUCUUUAAACCAAAGCACGAUGUCUCGGUUUUUGGCCUACAGGUGUUUUUGUAGACUGCUCCUUACAGACAUACAAAUACCCAGAGAAUUUGUAUAUAAUUAAAUACAGUAACAGCUCCUUUGUAUUAACCCAAGAUUUAAUUCAUGUCAAUUUUCAUGCUGUAUGUUAUGAGGUAGGGCUGGGAAAUAUGGCCUCAAAUCAGAUCACCAUAUAUCGAUCAGUUCACCUCGAUAAUGAUAAAUGGACGAUAACUACUCCACAAGCUGCUCACCCCCUCCCACAUUAACUUCGUCUACUUCAACCGCCGCUCCAGCCGCUACAACUUUUGAACUGUCCUCCAUCUCCUCACCUGUCUUUCCCUCUUGAUGUAGGACAGCGUCUUAAAGGGACAUGAGACCAUAGCCUACCUACACAUACAACAACUUUUAUGGAAUUGUUUUUUUGACACCGAAUAUACCGACAUUAUAGGGCUGGGCGAUAUGGGAAUAAGUUUAUCAUGAUAUAUUUUUUUUGAGCAGUCAGUAUCGACAUAUAUCACAAUAUAAAAAAUGAAAUUUAACAGUGCUUAUUGGUAGCAUGUUUUUUGCAGUACAAUAAGCUACUGCAUCUGUGAGGUCUUUGCGUCUCCUAGAAGUUUUGUCGUAAGGCGUUGCGCUAGAGAAAACGGACUGAAUGGUCGGCUGUUUCGGCUGCACAGGUGUUCUUAUUCAGCACGAAGCGGACCUGGAGCAACUCCCCUUUUCAUCGGCUAUUCGUAUAGUCUACCAAAACAUGGCAGAAUGCUGACUAUUGAAAAGCAUAUUGACCAUGUUUUAUAUCGAUACUGAGGGAAAUUAAUUUUCAAUGUAUAUCUAUAGUGAUUGUUUUAUCACCCAGCCCUACGAUAUGGGCAAAAUGACGUUGGUUAUUGUAAAUUGUAAAUUUCGGUAUCGGUAAACUUUUCGGUUUGUCGCCCAGCCCUAUUAUGAGGUCAAAAUGGCUUUUGCUUAUAAUAAAUGGCAAAAUUCAAGUAUACAUACAGUGGGAGCCAUUACCUCAAUAGAUCAUGCUUCUUCCUGCCUCCAUUAGCGAGUAAUGAGAACUGACAAAAGGGACAUCUUCAAGACACUGCUCCUUACAACGCGUUUAUUUUUUUCCUCGUAAAUUGCUGCUAAAACUGGAUAUUACAGACUUCUUCUAAGCAGUCAUUAUUUCAAUAAUGUAAUAUCUGGUGCAUAUUUUUUUUCACUGUAAGGGGUAAGGUGUGAGUGCGUGAUGGCAAUGCUUGCGUGUUUUUAUUACCUCAGCGUGACGUCUCCUGUCAGAAAAGUGAAGUCUAAUAGUGUGACGGAGAAAAGAUGAAUUUGUUGUUGUGUUUUUUUGAAGACUGUAAUGGUUUUAAAAUGUGUCGCAUUUGUUCCUUGUGCGGUGUUUGUUGAUUUAUGAAGGUGAAAAUGAGUAAAACAUACAAGCCUGAAUUCUUGGAGCUCAAGAGCACAGAUACUUUAAGGAUUUUCCCAAAUGACUGAAUGACAUCUGUACUGAUUUAGCUUCUUAGUUAAUGCAGCCUUAUGGUUCUCUUCACAUCGAUUUCUUUUUUAUUUUUUGAAGUCUGCCUCUCUUUGAGUUCAUUUUUACUAUGAUAUUGAUCUUAUAAAUUCUCUGGUUGCAUUGCUUUUAUGGUUAUUGGUUUACCCAUGGAGAGCUGAAACUUAAUUCAGUACAUAGAGACCACACAUAAGACAGGGUGGAUAAGAUUUUAGGUAAUGGGCCUUUUUUCAUAUUUAUCAGAGAAGCUAAAUCUUGUUCUUAAUGUAAACAAAACGUCUUUUGAAACCUCCUAUUUCAUUAUAACUCAAGCUUAUCGAGAUGAUUCGCCUUCGUAUGACUGUGCAGGCUUCAUGAGUGUUGUACGUCUGGGAAGGUGUGUAAAUAUAGUGACAGCUGCAGAGUGAGGAGCAGGAACCACUGGAGGGGUCUGGGCCCUGACAGAGCAAAGCAGGACGGCGGUGACAGUGAAGAGGAUUCACAGCGAUGGCUGACCCCGUCGCUUCUGACCUUUAGCUGGAGAAGCUGCAAGGACACUUGAUUCUUUGUUCAUGGUUUCUUUAUCCCGGUCGGUUGGACCAAUUAUUCUGAGUCAGAGAGGAAGCUGUUGUCUUGGGGUCAUUACCUGAGAUGAUUCCUUUAUAGAGAUGACUUUGGCUAUAGUAUGAUUCACUGCUUCCAUCCAUUUAGCUCUCCCACCCCUCCAAGAUGUUCCUGCUCAUGAUGAUUGUUGCUAAAUCAGUUCCAGAUGAAUCAGUGUUUUUUUUUUUUUGUCCGGCUAAAGGGUUAUGUACUUAUCUUAUUUGUGCAUCCUCUUUUAUCUGUACAUUAGUCCUCUUCAUUCAUUAGCCCUUUUGUCCUCCUCGUGUUCUUAUAUCCUCCAUUUUGAUGUAUUUUAGGUCUGUGUUCGGUGGUUAAGAGACUGUGUGUGUGAUAAAAACACCUCUGAGAAAAAUUUGAUGAGCCGUGAGUAGAAAUGGCUCAUUGGCAGUUAUUUUCACUCCUUGUUAAAACUCUGAGUAGUUACUGUCAAAGUCUUUCCUGGGAAUAAACCAACCUGACAAGAAAAGUGCUUCAUUACACAAUCUUAAUAAGCCAGCUGAGUUUUUUGAAGGUAGAUGGAGUGGUGUAGAUUCAGCCACGUCUUUUCUUUCAUUUUUAUUAAGUCGUCCUUGAUUUGAAUUUAAACACGUUCUGUUUGCUCCGGUUGUGCGUGUGUGUGAGAGGGAAUGAGAGGGGGAGGGAGCACUCUGAAUUAAAUAGUUACUCCUCAAAUUGAACAGGGAGCACACAGCCAUGAGUGUGUGGUCUGCUGGUGGCUAUGUGCCAUGUGUGGGCUAAUGUUACUGUGAGAUAGUGAGACCUCACUCCCGACUCAGCCGUCUUGGUGCUGGCCUUGUAUGCUAUAGCCAGACACAGGAGACAGGGCCUUGGACAUGUGCCCAUCACAAGUUACCAGAGGGCUUGAGUUGUUGUGAAAAAAAAUGCAACCCACACUGCCUGUCUCCUGGUCGGCCACUGAAUCAUCUGUGGAGAUGGGAGUGAGCCCACUAUUUGUCAACUAUUGUGAGGAGGAGGAGGACAGUGUGUGACUCAGCAGUGUUUAGGACACUUUCUUCCAGUGAGACAAACCAUAUAAUCAUGACUGCACCAAUAUUCAGAGCAGACGCAGGUGCCCAGGAAGAUAAUACCCAGAAAAUCAAUCAAUACGAACACUGGCCUGAGCCGCACGCAGUAAUGGUUCCAGUACAAGUACGGCAGGAGAUCAUGUCAUGGUCUGAUGAUAGCCUGAAAUAAACCAAACAAGAUUAAUGCUACACAUUUAAACAUUUAAACAAUUUAUAAAAAGACUCCUUUAUUUGCACAAAAGUUUAUUUUAAGGGUAAUAGAAAUUAUAUUCGAUAGGGUUAUAUCAAUACAUUUUAACAGCAAUGCACAUUGUCAUAUUGCUGGCAACACAUUAAAAGGUUACUGUUUAGAAGAAUAUAAGUAAACUGAUCCAGUGACUAAAAAUACAAUAUAUAAGUCAUGAUUUUAUUCAACAUUUUAAAGUGUCGAAUAAAUACCUGGAUCUACUCUAUUCUAUAAGCACCAUCCUCCAUUAGGGCAGGUUCUUGUCAUCAAAACAAAGAGUUUUAUUUUCUGUUCCUGAUCAAUAUGAAAGCCGUCACUCACAAAUCAUGAGGCAUGAUGUGGGAUGCUCUGUAUUUUGGCUCUGAAGUCUGGAUCAUUUUUUUAUAAAUGUAAAGGUUUAUCUGUGUGGAUGUGUAUCAUUACUGACUGCCAUGGUAGCUUUAGCCUUUAGACUUAGACUUUAGAGUCUAAGUGAAGAUGUUAGUGAUGCCUGAGACCUUUUCUGGGACGGUUGAGAAAACGUAGCAUAAGGUAGGGCUGGGUGAUAUGGCCUCAAAUCAAAAUCACAAUAUCUUGAUCAGUUCACCUCGAUAACGAUAAAUGACGAUAACUACUCCACAAGCUGCUUACCCCCGCCCACAUUCACUUCGUCUACUUCAGCCGCCGCUCCAGCCGCUACAACUUUUGAACCGGUGUCAUGUCUCUGACUUAGGACAGUGUCUUAAAGGGACAGGAGACCAUAGCCUACCUACACACAUCCAAAACCAACUUUUAUUUAUUUAUUUUUUUGACACCGAAUAUACCGAUAUGGGCAAAAUAAUGUUGGUUAUUAUCGUAAAUUUUGGUAUUGGUAAAUUCUCGGUUUAUCGCCCAGCCCUAGAAUAAGGUAACUUGUAGUUUGAUGCUCAUACAUUCCCUUCAAUGCCUCGAUUGUUCAGCUGAAAGAUGGACAGGGUUGCCGGGGUGUUUAAUUUCACCUCUGCAUGCUGUGCAGACGGUCACUGGUUUAUCAAAAGCUAUACUUCAGACUUAAAACCACUCUGCUUGUCAAUCUAUGGCACUGUUGGCCUAUGCCCAGACUGUCACUGACUGACUAAAGUUUAGCUUUCCUUUUCAUUAAAGUGCAGAAAUACAUCCACAUAACUAACAUUUGUCAUGCUAAACAUAGAAUGCACAAUAUUUCUGUGAAAUAGUCCCUAAAUCUCCUUUAAACUAAAUUGUGAAAAGCUUUAUUCUUCAUGUCAGAUGAUCAAGAUGAGUGGAAAGGUCAAACAUUGUUGUGAGCUAAAUCUCCAAGUGAAAAUCAUGAGCUGAUCAUAAGACGUCAUCAUAAAAAGAUAUUUGUAAACUCCGUCUCUGGACUCUGCUUGGAGCUGACUGACCAAACAAACAAAGAGACCAACCUCUGGAAGUCAGGAAUCAGAUUGGAACUGAGGACUACUUGAAAGAAGUACAAAGUGCCUGAGCCAUGAUGAGAAAUUCCUCUGGAAAGACUACAGUCCACGGCACUUCACACUUCACAGGGCUGUGGCGGUGGAGCAGCCAGAUGAAAGAUACUCCUGAGGAGAGAAAAGGUGCACAAUAGUGUGCCCAGAGUUUGCAGAAAUUUAUAUGUCAUAAUCCACAAGCUGAAAAUAAUGGUGUCUGAUUGAACAGAGAUGACUAUUUCAGCGGUGGCAGAGGGAUCCCUGUAUCAGAGCUAUUUCACUCUGUCAUUUAUCUGACACCUGCGCCUCGCUGAAGGAUGGUCGACUUAGACUGUGAGACGUAAUGGUGCAGAGAGAGAACCAGAGUCAAAUCCAAGAAGAGGCUCUGAGUUCAGUUCAGUCCCUGUCAUAUUAGCAUUAUUAUUAAUGUGGAGGCUGAUUGACAUUUAGUGAGACACGGAUCUUAAUAAUGUCUCUGGGUCAAUACUGGAACAGAGGUACUGUAUGAUAAGGCGUUUUCUAAAUUGAUUGAUGUCUAAAAGAAAAAAAGGAAAAGGAAGCAAGGAAUGAAGGCUUCAGUUUCUUUUCUGUUACUCUUUAAUUUAUUUAUCUGUGCACCUGAUUUGGAUAUUAAUAUGAGAACGUUUAUGUGCUUCAAAAUAAACAACACCUUUAUUUCCGAAUGUAAAAUUAGAUAUCGUUACAGAUUAACUGCGGUUGCUGUGAGUUCUGAGGCGUAUGCCGUCACUUGGUCAGGAAACGUGAUUUAAUUGACACGGUUAAUAAAAGACCGGUGGAAAACGACAUGCAGUGUAGAUUUUAGAUAAUACAUGGGCGCAUGAGGUUGGCUGUGUGGACAACAUUACGUAAAUUGUCUGAUAAAUAUGCAAAGCAGAUUGUAUUCCCUGACGUAACACUGAUAAAAGAUAUUUAUGAGGACUUUCUACAGCAUAAGCACCUCUCGCAAAGGUUUUAUUUCCCACCUGUUGUUUCCUGCUGUCCCGUCAUGCAGCGUUUCCAGGGACUCCUGGAGGGCGGAGGAUCAUCAAAUUGCCUCGAAUUACUUUUACACACGUAAGCAUAUGCCAUCAUCUGCGUUAGUUCCUGGCUAGUUCCGACACUGUCAGGAUUUUCCCACUGUCGUUUGGCUUCUGUUUCCGGUCCACCCAGCUGCUAUGUCACAUCAACACGCAGUAAACAAUUAGGAGGAACAAAUAGUGAGAAACCUGAACUCUGAGUCACCAUUGACUGAGAAACGUCAGAGCUAACAGCCAUGAACGCAGAGAGCAGGCUUAUUCUCUGGGGUAAUAAAACACAGCAGCGGCGGUCUUUGUGAGAGUGUGUGUGUGUGUUAACUGAACCGUGCUCAUUUUGCAGCAGGCGUUAGACGCAGACACACACACCUGUACAUUACUGAGAUCUUUGCGACAUGCUAUUUGGUGAAUUGGUGGCACUUUUGUCGUCCCUGUUCUGCUGCUUUUUUGCUCAGUGAAGAUCAUGCCUGUUGUGAGUGUGACCUGGAAACCACCAGAAAUUACAGUGCUUGUUCAGCUGUGUGAAAAGUAACCUUUGCUGCAUCCUGGCACUGUUUCAGCCUGUCCACUUCCAAACCAAGUCAGCGUCAGUUGUUUUGUGGCCCACAUAUGAAGCCCUCAAAUUUGGAGCUCUGAUUUAUUGUGAACUAAACCUAGAAUUACAAAGUUGAGAUCUGAAAGUGUGGGUUUUGUACAGAUCAUGUUAAUUUAGUAGAUACUGAUGUCUCUAAAGGGCUGCUACUAUCUGCUAGUCAUCAUUUAUUAUUAACCAAAAAUAAAUUGCUCAAUUUCUUAAAAGCUUUAAUUCUGGUAUCAGCUUAUAAAUUAAACAUUACUCUUUUGAUCUCAGCUCAUGCCAUUAAAAUUUUGAUUCUUGCUAUAUUUUAUCUGGUCUUUACACAAAACUAGUGUUGAUUAGGGGUGUACCGUUACAACUUUUUGACUUCCGAUACAAUUCCGAUAUUGUAGCCUUCAGUGUUGGCCGAUACCAAUUUGGAUACGAUAUUGGCACAAACUUGUGCAUGACGAGUUUUGCAUUCAGCUGUGACGUCUUUUUCGGACUUUAACGAAAAAUAUUGUAGAUUUUAGAUGCUGGUUGAUAUAAUCCGAUAUUCGUUUUUUGUUGAUAUCGGACCAAUAUCUGGAUCGAGACAUCCCUAGUGUCGAUUUACUUCUAUGUUUAUAAAGGGAAAAGUAGUUUUUGUUUUACAUGUAACGGAACAUAAUGCAGCGUGUCUUUAAAACUUAAAGCUAAGAAGGGGAGAUAGUUACCUACCUUAACAUAAAACUAAUAAAGCUGCUUGGAAAUAUUGUAUCCUGUUGAAAUAUCAAACUCUAAAUCACAACUUUUCCUGGUAAUGCAUCAGAAUAAUGUAAACUGAGAGUCUUAACAGAUUUUGGCUUUAUUCGUUGGCUUUUACCAGAGGAUAGGAUUUGACGUUUCUGGUAGGCUGCUGAAAACUGUGAUAACUUGAUUAUUAACAAUAAAAUUACAUAAAAUUAGCCCACAAUAGCUAUGAAGUUUGUUUGAUUGCAAAAUGUAUUAAACAUAUACAGAAAAAAAUACAAAAAACAGGCUUAAUUUGGAUUUUUGGUUCAUAGCUUCUUGUUUGUAGUUGUAAAAUAAUCUAAUAAUCUUAACUGAUAACCACAAUGAAUAGUUGAUUCGAUCACUUCUCAAUGUACUGUGCAUAAUGCUUUGCUUCUAUUGCUCAUCCAUUCUUGUUCUUUAAAUAGAUUUUUUUUUACCGCACAUCUCCCUUAAGUCAUUUCAUAAGCCUGUUAUUCUUGAAUCUUGAUUAUUGCUGCGAGCAGUUUUAGGACUCGAACACUUUCUUUUUCAUUGAACUGAAAGUGAAACGAACGGUAGGUUUAAAUUGUGGAGAAUCUGCCUUAAUGUACCUCUUGCUCAGCAGUAUCAUCUGCUAGCUUGGCACACGAUCAAAUGAUCCACUGUCGCUUUAAGGAAUGAUCCAUUGAGAAUGAAUGAGGACAGAUGUUCUGAAGCGGUGAAUACUUGUGAUCGCUGUUUAUUGUGUCGCUGUACAAAUAGUGCCCCUGUUUUGACUGUCAGUGGGCUGCUUUGUGAUCUUUAAAGACAGUAGAGAACUGGAGGGUGCAAUUGUUGCCGGCGCUGGAGCUCUGCAAUUGAACUCCCACCACCUCAUCUCCUCUCACAUCGAUCGGAGUAUUAAGAGAGGGUGUAUGGCAUGUCGCUCUGUGAAUGGGAGAGGGAGCCAGAGAGAGUAUGAGGGGGAGGGAGAGAAGGCGGAAAGGGAGAGGGACUGUAGUGUAGUCAUGUAUGUCAGCCUCAGAAGCUGUGUGGGUCGCACAGCUCCCUCACGCCAUUGUUGUUGUUGUUGUGAGAGGAAAAAAAAAAAAAGGCAGAACAAAAGACUGCCCACGCUGUGGAACCCUUGUACCUUUGCCGGCUCAGUUGUGCUAUGAUCACACCCCGGUGGAAUGCUUUUGAAAUUAAGCAUAUUAAGGAGCACAGCAGGCGCUAACUGAGCUGGCACACAGUCAGUGACAGAGGCAAGAAGGAAACUGAAAGCCAACUGAGGCAUCAUUCAUUCCUUCUCACAUUUGGUCCUGUUUUUUUGGGUUCAUCCACCUCCCUUUCCGGAGAGUGGCCGCCGCUGAUAAGGUUUCAAUCCCUUCUCUGAAGGUUUGGCGCGGACAUCGCUGUGGCUUAUUUGUUGAAGGGGUUGCUGUGGAUACUGACAGUAGGGAGGCUGCACUGGAGCCAGAGGCACGAGUGAACAAGCAGCCUGCUGCAGCGAAUGCUACUAUGGAGCAGAUGAGGUUGAACCAGGCUAAGCAAACAUAAGAUACACGCCACACUCUCUGUGAAGGCUGCAUCCAGCGGGAGAGAGACGGAGCCCUAUCCGCCUACAUAGCUCCCGCUGUACUCCUCGCCUCUCGCCAGAUCCUUUCUGGAUUUUGUGCAGGAGUUGAAGCAAGUGGAGGAUGUAAAGAAAGACCAGCCCAGCCAGAUGUGUUAGCAUCGUAGGUCAUGUGAAUUCUCAUGAGGGCUGGGUGAAGUUGUGGAGGGUCGGUUGGACCCUGGAGCAUCUGUGACUGCGUGAAAACAGCGCCUGAAUGAGAGAGCGAUGCGGGCAACAGUAAGUAGCAGUAAGAUCUUUUGCAAGCUGAAUUUUCUUCCUUUGGAUUGUGUGCACAUGUGCAGUGAAUUUGUCAGUUCAGAUAUCGGAUGGAACUUCUCAUUUUAAGGUUGAAGUAGUUGUCUUGCGUGGAUGUGUGCUUCCCACAGACAACAAACACGCACAUGCAUCAGACUGUGAAGUGCCGAGACUUUGAUUCAAUUAAACCUCCCUUGCCUAUGCAUCCCCCUCCCAUUCUCCCACCCUCAGCCUUACCACCAUCAUCCACACCGCUGACGUUGCCUGUGUGGGUGUGUGUGAGAACAUGUGAGUGUGUGUGUGUGUGUGUGGCAGUCAAAGGGCUCUUUCCUCUGCCUGCUGAGCACAUGAAUGGGAGCAGUGUCAGAGAUGGAGGUGCUGAUGAUUUCUGUGCUUGAAGAGAACCAUAGCCAAAGCCCUUUGCCAGGGGAGUGUAGAUUCUAUGACAGCGACUUCAACAAGAGUGAGGUAACGAGCGCCCACACAUAUUGCCGAGCAACAAAAAACCUAGUCAUGUGUUUUAUUUCAGCGUGUAUAAGACGAAAUCGAGAGUGAUGCAUUUGUGAUCGUAUCACCGGUCAGAGAAGUUUUAUCAGAGUAUGUUGUUGUUGAUUAACUCGGAUCAGCCUGUUGAAGGUGAAAAACAUUGUCUAAGCUUUUCUGCUGUUGUUAAAAGAGAGUACAGUUGUAAUUAGUGUUAAAAUAUUCCAGUGGGGUUUUUUUUCAAUCAGACUUUUUCCUACUUCAGCUCUGAUACUCAAGUCUUUCAAAAAUGACAAAAGCAGCAUGACUCAGUGUAAGGUAGCAGCGUGUACCUGAUGUUUCCAACGGCAAUGACGAACUCUAUUGAAAGGCAUGAAAUAGUAAUAGUUUAGAGCUGUUAGGUUCAUUGUUAAGGCUUAUUACUCAUGAGACACAUUAAAAUACAAUAUGUGAAGGAACAGCUCGAUGACUAACAUUAAUUUCUUCGAAGGUUUAACAUUUACACAUUGAACAUUUUAAGAUGCAGGAGUUUGUAAAAGGUGAGAUGACGAUAUGAUCAAUUUCUUUGUAAUUUCAUAUUAAGUUGGUGUUGUUAAUGUUCCUUAAAAUUGAUCAAACCUCUCUAUUUCAGACACAUUGUACUUUUUCUUGAGGUUUAUACUUGAUGCUGAUUAUUUGGAUGAUUCUAUGAAAGCAGACACUAGUUAGCCUUCACUGUCUGUCACUCUUGCUCUUGUUGAUUUCUCACCCAUGACAGUUUUGAUGGACAUUGGUGUUGAUAACAGUUGGUGUGAUUGGAAGACAAGUCUGGUUUUGGUUAAAGCUGGGAUGUUUCUGUUGCCCUUAUUUGCCUCCAUCUGUUGAUACCUACAUGAACAUUCUUACUGGAGGGAUACAACGUGUAUUUUUUUUUCUUUUCUACUAUGUUAAAUUUGGCUCUAUAUUGUCAGGGUAACACCAGACCAUUGGGUUCUUUCACAGGCCUGUUGCUGCUUUUAUUCACAUCAAUAUAUUGAUAUGGUCAAAAGGACGUUGAUUAUUGGCGUAAAUUUCUGCAUCGGUAAAUUUUCGGUUUAUCACCCAGCCCUACACCUGACCGUUGGGUUCUUUCACAGGCCUGUUGCUGCUUGUAUUCACACUUACGCUGUGGGGGAAAACUUGCAAUAAACUGAAGAAACGUUGACAAAAAACAGCUGCUGCUUUUGUUUUGGAAAUGCAAACAUGUAGAGUUUCCUUCUAUAAAGAGUAGGGCUGGGGGAUAUGGCCUCAAAUCAAUAUCACGAUAUAUUGAGCAGUUCACCUCGAUAACGAUAAAUGGACGAUAACUACUCCUCAAGCUGCUCACCCCAGACUGAACCGUCCUCCAUCUCCUCACCUGUCUUUCCCUCUUUGUUACGGACUGGAUGGGGGUGGAGUCACGUUUCUCACGUAGGACAGUGUCUUUAAGGGACACGAGACCAUAGCCUACCUACACACAUCCAAAACCAACCUAUAUUUACUUAUUUUUUUGACACUGAAUACUGAUUUGGUCAAAAUGAUGUAGGUUAUAAUCAUAAAUUUCGGUUUUGGUCUUUGGUUUUUCAGUUUAUCGCCCAGCCCUAAUAAGAAGGUGUCAGAUGUAAUGUUCAGUCAAAUAAUAAUCUGCUUUGUCUCUCCACAGGUAAUCCUGGUGCAAGUAAACCCAGGUGAGGCCUUCACUAUUCGACGAGAGGAUGGUCAGUUUCAGUGUAUCACAGGUGAGAAAGCUGCCUUGUUAUUAUCUGCAUAUUCUCAACAGUGUGCUGCUGAGUUUGAUGCAAUGUCUCUCAGUCCAGUGAUAAUGAUCGUGUUACUUACAAAUCCCUCAUUUGGUAAUAAUGGGUAAAACAAAACUUUAACAGCUGCUCAUAAUGACUGCUGUUGUCACUUUUUAAAGCAAGAGUCAAAAAAAGACACUGUCACGUUCAUGUUGUUCGAUCACGUGUUUACAUACAGAUAAGCAGCGUGUCAAUGUGAGGAAUAGAUAUUAGAAUCCAAAAGCAACAAGCUGAUCAAAAACGAGCUCUGGCAUCACCUUCUAAAAAUGAUUUAAAUAAACAUGUGCGCAUGCUGAUUGCAUUUGACUGUGCCAGUUUUCCGCGUUUGCUGUGAAAUUCUUCACAGAGUGCUGUAUAUUCUUUUUUGGGCAAAGCUCCACUGCUCCAGCAGAGAGUGCUCCAGAGAGAAAAGACAUCAUUCUAUCACUGUGCGAGUUUCAGGGCAUUGUGACCACAAGACAAAUGCCUUCUUGACUGCACUCUUCACCGAGCUGCUGAGAGCUCACUGAAAUGUAUUUCUCACUUAAAAUUCUGAGAGCCCAGCUUAUACCCCGUCCCCUGUGAAAGGCGGUAAAACAUUUCCGAUAAUGCUGUAAAUUCGGAAAAUGUAUUGACCAUUGUAAAACAAAUCUGCCUCUGAGUGCAAAUAAAGUAACCCAGCCUGAGACGUGGGGAUUUUCAGUACAGCUCGGGUUUAUCUCAGAAUGAAUUAUAACAUUAUUAUUAUUAUUGUCAAGCAAGUAAAAGUAAUGUGCAACAUACAGAAAACAAUCAUCAGGAACAUUUCUUUUCUUUGUGUUCAUGAAUAUUCACUUUGAAAACAAUCUUGUUGAGUGUUAUUGAUUCUGACAUAAAUUUGUAAUCUGACAAAAUCAUAGUAGAGAUGAUGAUAGUAGUUUGUUGUUGCGGGGAGUAAAUGUUGUCAAUAUAAUGUAUUGACAACAUGAUUUCGUAGGUAUGGUAGGUAUUAAAGUCCUUCCCUCUCGUAGACUCCAUCUGGAACAGCUUUGCAACAGAUUAAACAGUCUCACAACAGCAAAUCAGACGCAGUCUUUCCAGUUCCUUGUGUUUUCCAGACAGCUAACAGCUAUCAUUGCAUUAGUCUGAAAAGGAAGAAAGAAGUCACAUCUUGUCUGUGUCAUUUGAAUUAAACUUAAAAGCCUCUGUAAAAACACUCGCCUAGGGCUGGGCGAUAAAACAAUGACGUUAUAUAUCAAAAAUUCAUUUCCCUUAGUAACAAUAUAAAACACUGUCAAGAUGCUUUUCAAUAGUCGGCAUUCUGCCAUGUUUUGGUAGACUAUACGAAUAGCCAAUGAAAAAGGGAGUUGCUCCAGGUCCACUUCACACUGAACCGAUCAUGUGCUGAAUUAGAGCCAAGUAGCAAUCAACUGCGUAAUAGCAGGCCGCAGCUACAUGCAACUGUAACCUUUUAACACGUGAAGCCGACAACACUGUUGGUGAGAAAAUAAGAAAAUGAGUGCUACACCCGGCAGAAAUGCAGAUGAAGACUCAAAACGAAAACGUCGGUAAAAACGUCAAAGAUGCAGUAGCUUAUUGUGUUGCAAAAGAUGUGCUACAAAUAAGCACUGUUAAAUUUUAUUUUAUAUAUAGUGAUAUAUAUCGACAUUGACUAAUAUGAAAAAAAUACAUCGUGAUAAACUUUUUGCCAUAUCGCCCAGCCCUACACUCCCCUGACAAUAACUCACAGCUUACCCAAUUUUAGCAUUUGUUAGCAAAUUGGCUCACAAAUGUCAGUCCUACUCGCCAGUUUCUGUUUCGCACUUUGCUGGCUCUAGUAUGCUAGCUAGGGGUGUCCCAAUACGAUAUUGAUAUUGGAUAUCGGGCUGUUAUCAGCAAAAUAACGAAUAUCAGAUUAUAUCGACCUUCAUCUAAAAUCUCCGUUGUCGGCACUCCGAUACAAGCAGUCCAUUCCAGACUCCGCUCCGGCACCUCUAUCGAGCAGCACCCUGAUCCAGCAAGCUGAGCCCACAAAAUCACAACAACAACAGUGUGUACUAAAGUACAAACAAAGUAGCAAGGAGUACAAUUUUGUGCCAAUAUUGGAUCAAUAUCUGUAUCAUAUCGGAAGUCAAAAAGUUGUAUCGGGACACCCCUAAUGCUAGCCUCAUUGUUCAAUAAGAAGAGUACAUUAGCUUUAACUAUAAAUAGCUGUAUUCCCUCGCACUAAGAUUAAACUGCAACACCCACCGUCGGGCACAAACACACACAAGAUUCAUCGAUCGGACAUGAGUAGCAUUUCUUUUACUUUGACCUGCAUUGCUCGUGUCAAAUAGAGUUUAUUUGUGGAAAAAAAAAAUCCAUGAAGGUUAUGCGCUAACAUUGGGUACAGACAGAGUUGUAUUUCAGACGCUUACCUCACCCUCUGCAAUACCUGCUUAGAUGCACAUGUAUUUUGAGAAGGGAGGAAAAGCUGAAAUGAUCCUCUGAUGGGGCUUCCUUGGCUGUCUGACAGCAGGUACGCAUUUUUGUUCUGUUUCGGGAAGGAUGUGGCGCUUCCCUGGGAUGCAUGGAUCGUGAGUUUACUGUGUCCAUGUAAACUGAACCCUCCAGAGAUGCAGGAGGUGUACCUACAGCAACAAGAAGUUCGUUCCAAACUGAAUUUCUAAAAGAGGACACAUAGGCUGUUGAAAACUGUGUUUGGCUGAUAAAUUACAAGUAAAUGAACAGAUUUUUUUCACUGAUAUUUGCAGCUUGAAUCUGGUCAUGCAGGUUCUUUAAGUUUAUACAUUCGGAUUAAAUGUUGGCGAUUAAGUCUUAAGCUUUUCUAAGUGUAAGAUAUAUACACAGAUGUGUGUCUGACCUUAUGAAAGCCAGAUUUGAUUAAGCUUCAUAUUUCCAUUAUUUCCCCCACCAAGCCUCAUUGAGCUCCUUUGCGUGUGUGCAGUGACAAAAGGGAGGGGCUUGGCCAGGGAGCAUUGACGUAUUUUUACAGAAUAAUAAGAUGACAGUCAUGUCUCACAGCUCCCAGACUGCUCAAUGACAUAACUGCAUCAGAUUUUUUUACAGCCAGUAUAGACAAAUACACAUCCGGAAAAGAGGCUUAUAUAAGUGCAAUAUGCCUUUUGUCAUUAUUGAAUCCACUUUAUUAUUAUUGAUGUUUUAUUAGAAAGAUACAACCCAGUGUAUGCUGUGUCACCCCUGCAGUUUUUCCAGGACUUUCAUACUCUUGCGUUAAAAUCAAAGUAUCUCUUUUCCCCUCAUUGGCUCUGCUAUCUGAGUGUCAUUUGGCAUAGUGCUCUUGCUGCUUAAUUUGACAGAUGAUAAUACGAACCGUGCACUGAUGGACUAUCAGAGGAGAAUAAGCAUAUGGUAUAAUUACAGUGUGGUGGUACUGGAGUUGGAGCAGAAAGGCAGUGUUUGAGUAAGAUUUGUUACACAUUGGUAUUUGUCCUGAUGACAGUCAUUUCCCUUUCUUCAAUAGCUAGUGAUUGUGCUGGCUUUGUGACAGCAACAAUGAAGUCUGGGUCCAAUGCGCCUCUGAAAUUGUGAACAGGAGACAGCUGGAGUAUUUGUAGGAGGCAGAGCUGCAGGGCCGUAGUUGUAAACAACUGUGAUAAAAUGUUGUUACCUGGUAAAACAUAGAUCUCAAACAUGAUUUACUUUGUUUAGGGCUCCGUUCACAGACAUCCCUCUGUGCGCUGACAUUUCAUGCGCUCACAGACCGCUCUUUUUUUUUUUUCUUUUGUGUGAUUUGAUAAAGAAAAGUAAACUAAACCAAGGGUGACAGCAUGAUAGAGCUUGUGACUUGCUGUGUGGGCGAACACAGCAUGAUGUGUUUGUGACAUUUCAAGUAUAAAUGUAAUGACCCUCAUACAGACCUGCACUGACGCUCUCAGGAGUGGGUCACCUGUAUGUCUGUAUAUUUUGACUUUGCCCUGUCUGGUGACGAAUAUGAAUAUCAAUGGGUGCAACAGGCCUGUGAAAUCGGACUCCUGCAUCCAGGUUUGAAUGACACAAAAGCAAAAACAGGGAUGUAAAGCGAUGCUACCCGGGCAGGAAGCCAUCAUACAGUUCACUCACGCAGGGGCUCUUCUCCCUACUCCUGUCUGACUGUGCUCCCACCCCGGCCUCCCAUUAUGAGCUGAGUAAACCUUCCUAAUGGGGAGUGAGCAUACAAUGUCUCUCCAUCAGAGGAGAAACAAAGAGCUGAGAGGUGCCACAUAGAUCAGUGUGACUGCUACUAACUGGCCUGUCACAGGCUGCACUCAUCUCUCAGUGACGUGGAUAGAGGGAUGACUCACUGCCUGCGGUGCAAGGAGGGAGGAAGAAGCGUGUGUAUGUGGACAUGCAUGCAUGCUGGUUGGUUUGAUUUGUUGUGUGUUCUUAAUUACACACACGCUCCUUUUUUUACUUUUGUCUCUCUCGUACAUAUGCGUGCUGUCAACUUUAACCCCGGCUGACAGGGACAGUGGUGCAGCACAACAGAGCCGGGACAAUCUGCUCCACUUGUUUCUCUCGGGGUUUGAUCUGUCCCGCAGCAGUUUGUGCAUUCAGUUUGUAUUUUUAGCAUCUGGAUGUGCGUAAUUGCUACACUUUAGCGCAUGACAGCCUGCCUAAUAUGAACCGACAGUCUUGUAAAAUGCAGUUUAUAAAAGGCAUUUGCCUUUGUAAUAUUUGCCUCAGAGAAGGGGCCUUGAGCAAAGGAAGCUGAUUAGAGUGGCCUUUAAGCAUCCUUCUGCUCUUGCUAUGCUCCUUGCCAUAAGGGGAGUUAUGUAUGUGAGAGAGACAAGCCCCCCCCAGCUUUACACUCAGACCUGCAGACGCCCCUGGCUCGGUCUUUAUCAGCCUCCACCGCUGCAGAUUUGAUGGCUGUUUGACUGUCACCAGGUAAAAAGACCACCCGACAUGCUGAGUGACUGAUGAGGCAAGUCUGCAUCAGGACCAUUGGGUUGAUUAGAUUCACUUCUUCAUAUGAAUUAGGCUGCCGCUGAUUCACAUCACUUUGGAUGAUUCAGCCUCUGGUUGAUAGCUUGAAGCACCGUCUAGUUCCACUGGGCUUAUUGAGCCUGAUAGAGAUGUGCUUCUUCCUUCUUAAGCCAAAACAGUCAUUCUGGCAUCCCGACAGGGAGCUAAAGAUUGUAUGCAUCUGUGUGUGUGUCCGUGUGUGUGUGUGUGUGUGGUUAUCUACUGUACACCUUUUUUGCCAUUGCUUUUCCAUUGUCAUCUUUGUUAGAUGCAGGUAUGGUAUUCAACCCAUUUUUUCUCUUUACUGGAAAAUGUGUUUUUUCAUUUAUCAUGGGGCUGCAGAUAUAUUCACUCUUAUUUCUCACCAAUGUGUAUUAAGUUUACAGGAAUAUUACCCUUGAGUUUUCUUCUUCAAAAUAGACAGUCUGUGACGUGAUUGGUUUGACUUUAGAGGAUUUACUGAAAACGGUCCAAGCUGUUGAAUAACUUGGACUUUUACAACCCAGUUAUGCUGGAAAAUAGCAGGUAGUGAUGUGUGUUAACCAACAGUGAGGACAAGCCUGGUUAUAACUGAGCCAUGGGUUUACAAUCAGAGAUUCAGUUUGGACACAGGGUGAUAAUUACUACUAGUGGUGAGGGUACAGAGAUAAAAAAAGGGUCAAGAAUCAGCCAGGAAGGAUGAAGGGAGGGAAAGGGUCCAUGCCAGCCUCUAAAACCAGUCUUUAAUGGGAGGGGUCUCGCCAAUCGCCUCUUCUGUCAUCUGUUCAAUUCGCACAACAGCAGAUGAAAUUGAUACACAAUCGUUAUUGCCUCCUCACUCAGAUGUCUCAGAAGAGACAUCUCAUCCUUAUUGGACUUUGAUUCCUUAGACCUCUGGACAGCUUUCCUGGUCCUUUUCCUAAAGUUUCCAACAUCUCUGGAUCAUGGUCAUACAUUGACAAUGGCUUUUGGAGUUGGUUUUGAGCCAAUGCAGUGAUUUCCACUCCAAAGUCACAUCAGAUUUUUAAGGCAGUACUGCCCAGGGGCCCACAUAUCACAACCAUGCAGUGCUGGUUUUUGGCCAAGACCCUUUUGUGCUGAGAUUUCUCUAAAUCAUUGAUGGAAAUCAUGGUCUGCAGAUACGAAGGUGACAUUUUCAAAUUCUCAGUAGUAAGAAACAUCACUCUGAAACUGAUGAACAGUUUGCCUAUUCACUCCCCCCAGGAUCGAAUGCCCUUUUUUAAACCCACUCAUAUCACUAACCUUCAUGAGCAUUUAGUUUUCAUUAACAGAUCUUUUUUUUUUCAUCAUAUUAAAAAUAAAGGAUUCCUCCUACCCAAGACGUUUUAGAAAGACACAUUAAUCCUCUUGAAAUCGAAGCUGAAACCUUUUAUUUUGUUCCCUUUGUAUCCUAAAGUUAAUGUUCAAAUAUAAGUUGGUAGAUCUAUGUCAAAAUAAAGUGGGGAAAAAAUCGUGUCCGCCCAUUAUCUUUGUAUCUCUCCUUCCGUCUUGCUGUAAUUUCUCACCCUUUCCAUGUCCUCAGUGUCUUCCAAUGAUUUCAUGUUGUGGCUGGUGAGUGGGCAGCAAGGACGCAGAGCCAUCAUGUAACAAUGGCCUUGCACUGGCGGCGCUGGUAUUGUGCAUCCAUUAGGCCAUUAUUAAUAGUGAACUAGAAAAGCACUUGGAGAGCGCAGACCUCCGUCAAGCAGCUCAUGUCCCCCCUUAUAUUGUGAUUCACACCAAAACUUUGACUGUUACGUGUCUUUUAUUAACGUUUAUUUGUGUUUAAACUGGUAUGUUCACUGUUCAUAAUGUUCCUAAAACAAGAAAUGCCCUAACCCGGAUUUAAACCCAGGACCUUCUUGCUGUGAGGCGACAGUGCUAACCACUACACCACUGUGCCGCCCAUUGGUUAUCUUUCAGCAUUGAAAAUUCCAACGACACCCUUAUUUUUGUGUGUUCUGGAUCACAGUAUCUGGAAUUUUGUCUGGAUCAGGAUCAACCUUUGACACCUCAUAAAACUCACUGAGAUCCUUUUGUGUAAUUUUUUACUAAAGACUCUAGACAUUUUUAUAGAGUUAAAUGCAAAAAUUCCAAAAUUUGCCCUAUCUCACAAUGAUAAAGAAUCCUUCAAAAAAUUCCUGGAUCCAGAAGGCGAUCCGGAUCACCACCAAAAUGUAAUGGGAUCGUCCUGGGGCUGAGACGCACCUCUGGUGAAAAUUUCCGGUCAAUCAGUCUGUAACUUUCUCCGUAAAGUUGCUAACAGACAAACAGACAAACAAACCAACAAACAAACAAAACGCUACCGAAAACAUAACCUCCUUGGCGGAGGUAAAAAUGGCCUUGCACUGGCGGGGCUGGUUUUGUGCUUCCAUUAGGCCAUUAUUAAUAGUGAACAAAAAGGCAUACAGCAUGUGUUUGGACAUGUAUCACCAUGAUGAUUAAGAUUUAAAGCUGUGUGUUGGUUGCAUGUUCCCUCACCAGAAAAAAUAAACACUUCACAUAUGACUCAUGAUAGGAUCAUAAACAUUAGACCCAUUAGCACAUGAUUUUUCUACUCCCCACCUCCCCAUCUCACUCUAAGUACAUGUGCUAAAACAUUGGCAUGAGGACACACACUUUUCAUUCACAUCUUCUACGGUGUGCGUCUCCAAGAAUGACUGAGCUUGUGAUUCAUUCUCCCAUUGCUGUUUUCAUACCAAGAGGAAGGAAGAGAGGAUGAGAGAAGGAUGAGGAGAGCGAGGGGUGUUAAAAAAAACUUGUUUUUGUUCUAAGUUUAGUCAAGGAUGGGAUGUCCAGGGCAUGUCCAUUCAGCUGUUUUUUGAGCUUGUUAAAUAAUCAACUUCCCCGGUUUUGUAAGGUCAGCUUCUUGUUACAGGGGGGAGACUGGUUUUAGGGUGAAACCGUCGUUUCCUGAACAGAGGCAAACAAUUCAUCAUUUAAAAAAAAAAAAAAAAGAGUCUUUCCGUUUGGCCGGGAGCUGCGGCAGCAGUGUGAUGUUCUGAAAAAAGCACAAGCAUGAAGGUUACUGAUUCCCCCUCCCCAAACAGGACACGUCAUCCGUGCCUGUAGGGCUGCGAGAAAACAUGUGUUUGCCUUAAAAUAUCAGGAACUCAGACGGAGUUGACUAACACAUAAAAUAAUGGCUAUUCUUAUUAAGACGCUCAGUUGUUUACUGUCUCGCUUCCUCCCUCCGGCUCCUGUUUGCACACAGAUCACCUCUGAAUACCCCGUACUUCUGCUCCUCUUUGUGCCUGGAUUGACGGCAGUUGGAUGCUAACAGGCAUGUUGUGAAGACGUAGCCAGGCGGAGAAAGAGAGUACACAUCCUUCCUAAUCUGUUAAUAGAACGUUACGCUGGCUGAAAAUUACUACCCACUUAAUUGACGGAAGAUCUUUCCAGCCUGCGAGGGAAAUGUGCCAUGCCACGUUUUAAGAGAACCAAUCGCCCCAGUAUCAUCACUCCAAUUACAAGGUUAGGGUUUUAACACGCAAUUAGUCGUUUUUUUGUUAUUUGCGGUUCAUUCCUAGCCUCCUCCCUGAGCUCAGCUGUGAUUAUUAACCUGUCAGUGAGGCUGCUCACCCUCCCUUACCCAUCUUCUCUCCUCUUUAUUUGUGGAUGGAGACAAUUUAUUAGGUUCAAUUAAUAAUCAAGCCUGCUUCAUUUUUAUAGGCUCACAGUUCAUCAUGUUGCCAUCGAGGACUUAUUGAAAGCUCCCGUAUGAAAACCCUCUGUCUCAGUCUUACUACCUGACUCACUCUUGUUCUCUUGUCUGUGUGCGUUUUGUCGACACUCCUCCUAACCGAGGUAACUUUUGUCCAACUUGUCUUCUCUUCCGCCUGCUAUUCUCUGUGUUUAAUUGAGGGUUCAUUCGUACAUCCGAUUAGACCUGACAGUUCGCUCAGAUUGUUGCUCUCAGAGUCAUGUCUGGCAGCGUGCUUUGGUUGAACCGGUGGGAAGUCUCACUUGUUUGUUAGGAUCUUAGUUCAUUUGCAGACGAGUGAGAACAGGUGGAUGCUCACAUUGGCCUUAUGCUUGUGACACUGUAUGCAUGUGGACAUGUCUGGCUUUUGACAAAGUCUUUCUGUUAUGACUUAACCUGAACAAUUAUCCCUAUUUCCACAGUAUCCUCCAGCCCCCUCUAGACAAAGACACAAAGCUCCGGUUGAUACUGUGGGCCCGCCCCCGUAGGCGGGGAGGUGAGGACGGGUUAUGAGAUGUUGACAGGAGGAGAUGGUGUUUUUUAAGUGUUGCCUUGUCUCUGUUUACACUGCCAAAACAGGCAGCUUGUUUGUGGCUAUUCCUGGCUCAGUAGAAGCCUAUCGUUUUGUGGAGGAGGACUGAUGUUUUUCCCGUGGCUGCUUCCUCUGGAAGGCUGGCACUCCACGGCCACGUCAGCACAACCAAUGCUCCAGUUGACUCAAGGGGAGGGAAGGAGGAGGGGGAGGGGAAGUGGCCUUUUCUAUCUGAUCUCUGUCAGCACUCGUGCGUCAGUCUGAUGUAAAAGAGUGGGUGUUUUUUUUCCCCCCAUUCUCCACCCUACCUCCCUUCUCUUUUUUUCUGUCUCUCUUAAAUGUGUGUGUGUGGCUUCCUCAUCCAUCCUUUCUCCUUUUACCCUCUGCUUUCUGCUUGUCCUCUCCUCUUUGCACUCUCUGUUGGUACAUACAAAGCUUUCCAAACAAGCAAACAAAGGCAUGAUGAGUGCUAAUAUGAUUCAUCAGAUUUCCUGUUAGUCAGCAUUGGCGAUAACUGGAGUUGUUCAGAUCAGUCAUUUAGCAGGUGCACAGCGGCACCUGCUGUAAGCACUCUCUGAUUUAUUAGUCUUAAAGUGAGUGGAGAUAACAGAGCAUACUUUGAAAUCCCACGCAAAUGAUAUUAUCUGAAAUCAAUAAGAGCAGAGGCAGUGCGACUGCCGUCAUUCAGGCUGAGCUCUGCCCUGCUCCCUGAACUGAGGGAAAUGAGACCUUGUAUCAGUCUGCUGGCCCUGUGCAUUGAGAGGGGCUUCAAAGCUGGUUGCCCUUUUGAUUUCUGAAUCAGAGGCCUACCUGCUAUCUGUCAAGUCCAAUUAUGUUGAUCAGCCGCUAGACCUCUACAGUGCAUACAGAAAAGUAUUUCAGCAUAGAGGAACUGCAACCAGCAAAUAUUUACUUGAUUUUAGUUGGUGUUUAAAACAACAACAACGUUGUAAUUAUAGGAUUAAUGUAAGCUGAUUUAAUACACACACAUUAAAGGCAUUAUUGUCAGAAAUUUCCUCCAUUUUGGAAGUUUCACAAACCCUCAUUCUUCCUCCCUUUUGUCCCUUUUUUCCUUCUAUGCCUCGUUUGCCUUUUAAGGGUAAAUGUCUGGGGACAUAAUGUGCAGCAGCAGCCAGCACUGAAUAAUGCAACAAUGCAAACUAUUAUCUGUUUCCUGAUUUACACUGUAGAUAGCAGCAAUUCAGAUAAAAUAAAAUAAAAUGUACCGGGGCGCAGGGAUUAGCUGAGCAGGUCAGCGCGCCCCAUGCAUGGAUCGAGUCCGUGUGCUGCAUGUCCUCUCUCUCUCUAUCUCCUUACAUUUCACACUGUCCGACCAAUAAAGGCAAAAAGUGCCCAAAGAAUACUUUAAAAAAUAAAAUAAAAUGUACUAACACUUUGGGUAGAACUGAAGAUUCCUCUUUAUUUUUAAGUUUAGGACACGACUCAACGACAUGUUUAACUUCAUUUUUGUUGUUUUGAACAUUGAAGGAGGAGUAUUGAAAUAAUCAGUUGAUAAUAAUUGAACUGCUGCAUAUGAAUACAUGAAAUGACCCUCGCAUAAGCUCACCAUGUUUAUUUAGAAUAGUUGGUAAAUAAUGGCCGUCUGACUCAUUCAUGGAAUUGGCUGUAUGGUUGGUAUUCCUGUGUUCAGUCCAGUUACACAGCGCAGUACUUAAAGUGUCAAAUGUUAUCUGGGUCACUAAAACUGCGUUGAGCGCCUGUCACUUGGAGUUAUUCAUGUACAAGUUCACGCUGACUUCCUCUUAUUCGAUCAACCCCCGGAAAGUUUUCACUGAUCCUGUGAUGGAAAGAGGCAGAGACACAUUUCCAAAUCUUAAUCGAAUGUGUGGAUGAGUUUUCUCUGACGAAUCGACUCUGUUUAACUCUGUUACCGUGUUUGAAAUAAAUCAGAGUGUCAGUCUGAUAAGGUAAAAGAAGAAGUCAAUGAUUCAGAGACUUGGGGUUUCCUAUGUGUUAUUUAUUAUAUCCUGAUUAUAACCCCACUGUUUCUUUUCUGAGUGAGUUGGAAUCUGGACUUGAGCACCUGAGGGGGUGGCGCUUUGGGUUACAAGUGGGAGGUUUCAAUGAAUCAUCCCACAGGCCAGAGGCCAGCCUCUGUAGUCAAGGGCCUGUCAUAGCUCCUCAUUUAGAAGUGCCUUCUCUCUUGUUACUCCAGCGUUGACAACAUGAAGGAAAGCUCUUACUCCAGCGGGCUGUCUGGAGGUCAGUGUGUGUUGUGGAUCUUUUCACUCCCCUGCAUGACAUCUGGGCGUUCGGGGGCCCGAGUGUUUACGUCUUACGGUUGUAAGGAGAGAAAUGUGCAACUCUGCAAACUUGGCACAGAGGUUCCUCUCGCUUUCUCUCUCCCAGGCUUUCUGCUGAGCUGUCACUUCUCUGGGCUGAGCUAAGCCGCUGCACUGGCCCUUACAAUGGAGCCACGAAGGAAACCUUAUUGUUGUUUCUCAGCCCUUUUCUUCCUGUGUUCACCAGAAUUUUAUGAAUACAUUUCUGUGCCUUGUCUUGGCUAUGAUAAGAGGAGGAGGUCUCCUGGUUGUCAAGGGUUACAGAAGUUAAGUAUGUUAAUUAUCUGUAUGAAUGUUAUUGAGCAGGACUGAAAAUUAACAUUUUUACCUGGUAACACAUCACUAGGGCUCUUCUCUGUAAACAUAACUUUAUUUCUCAAGUUUUUCUCAUAAAUUCACAGUAUGAAAUUUUCAGUACCAUUCCCAGGUUUAGGAUACAUUUAUUGAUUUGUGAAGCUGCAGCCUGUUAUCAUAAACUCUUCCCUCUGUGUCCUUCUCUGAAUCAAUGAAUAUUUGUAGCAAUAACGAGUUUUAUUUCAUCGGUAGGGGUGCAUUAAUGAAACACUCUCUGCUGAAAACUUUCUGCUUUUCUUCUUCCUCUGCAGUUUUGGCAGCGACUGAUUCUGAUGCAGACCAGCCACCACAUUGGUGUAACGCUGUAAUUGCAGUUAGAAAUGACAAAGUCAGCAAAAGUGCUGUCCUCGAAAAAGCAAGUUCCUAAUGAAAACCCUGCCGGAGUCUGAUGAGGCUCGAGGCAUUUGAAUACGAGACUGAGGCGGCUGCUUUGUCGUGAAAUAUACUUGAAAACCCUUGCAUUAUUUAUCAACAAGCUACCACCUGUAAUAUUGACAGGGGAGGAGUCAGAAAGCCUAGUGAAGAAAACAAAUGAAAGUCAAAUUAUCAACUGAAAUGAUUAAUCGAUGACCGAUCAAAUGGUUGUUGAGAAUGACGUCAAUCACGCAAAUAUUCGAACGAUCUAACGUUCAAAGAUCAACCUCUGCUGAUCAGAAGGGAUACCCUCAUUGACCAGUCAGUGUAUGUGUGUGUUGAAGCAAUGAAGUGACUAUCACCGCGCGGGAUGAUUUUGACAUUUUACGAGGGGAGUGAUACAACUUCAGCGGGCUUCCAUAGAAGUCAAAUAAAAAAAACAUAGAACACAAGAAAUAGACCAUUUCGAGCGGGAAAAUUAUGAGGUUUGCUGCAGACACUGCAAUGCUGUGUACAAGUAAAACACGACAACACCCCAAAUGAUAUACCACAUAAACCACAUACAACUUACUGAGGUUAAUGAAUCCUGCAAGUGCUCUCAGUCUCAACCUACCUUCAACUUCCCCGAUUUCGGGGGUCAGUACCCGUUUUGAAUGACCUGUCCUUGGCUAAAGUUGUCCCUGGAAAUGUCCCCAAUUUUAGCGUUUCAUGAAUGAGAAAAAACAAUGGUUAUAAUGGUUGCCAGGCAGGUAGGAAGCACCAGUAAACAUGUAGCGCCUAGUCUGGGGGGCGUUUUUUUUUUCCCAGGAUGGUAGGUCCCGCCUCCUUUGCCUCUGAUUGGCUAGAAAAGCUGGGCUCUGAUUGGUUAUUCCUUAUGGCUGUGAAACGUCAUCACACACUCAAGCCAAUCACUGGCUGUCGGCUCUGUACAUCGAACAGAACAUUAUCGCAACUCUGAAUCUCCUAACCUUAACCCUAACCCGAGAGACAAUGACAAUUCACAGCCAUUAAGAACAACCAAUUGGAGCCCAGCACUUCUAGCCAAUCAGAGGUGAAGGAGGCGGAACCUUCCCCUACCAUCCUACGAAGAACAAUAUCACGUCCUGGGGGUGGGGUUGGGGUGUAUGUCAAUUAGGAAAAACACGGUUAUUGCGUAUUUUCUGCCAAAAAAAAAACGAUCAAACCAAUGAUUGAUUGUUAAUUUGUAUGAUUAAUCAAUCAAAGGACUGUCUUCAAAUGCUCAUUUCUAAUUAAAAGUCGUUUUUAUUGUAUCAGAGUUGAAUGCUGUCUGAAUUUGCUGAAGUUCCAGAGGUAUCCAUUUGAUAGAUCUUCAGUUAGUUACAGUAAUCUGUUGGGAACAUUAGUGUUUCCGAUGUAUUUGUCACCUGUCCUAGAAACCGUUAUUAAUAGACAGUUAUGAGUCAUCAUGGAGCUUCUAUCUUUGUUCCAAUGAAUUUAUUAUUCACACCCAAAAUUCAGAUGUCUGGUCAGACAGGGCCCAAAGUCUCAGCUCUGUACCCGCCUCGGCUAAAACCCCUAAAACACAAAGCACAGAUGAAACAGAUGUUCUGCUUGAGGGAGAUUGUUUGAUCUUACUCCUGCUUUCCCAACAGGUCCUGCUCAGGUUCCCAUGAUGUCUCCAAAUGGUUCAGUGCCUCCAAUCUUUGUGCCUCCUGGAUACGUAUCACAGGCAUGAGUUCAAAGCUGUUUCCAGUCAAAUGCUUCUGAUGAUUUGCAUCUUGUUGAAUUUAAAGCGGCACAUGAUAUCUGACAUCUGUGUUCUCCACUCUCGUUUGUUCCCCCUCUAGAUCAUAGAGGAGAAUGGAGUGCGGCGGGUUCUGGUUUUACCUCAGCAACCAGAGUUCCACCCAGGGGGCCACUCCCCUCUCCACCACCCUCCACCUCCACCCCAUGCCCACCUGCCUGCCUUCAUCCCACACCCUGCCAUGAUGCCCCCACCACCCCAUCUGUACACUGGCAUGGCAGGGGGCGUGGGCGACAUGAGCUCUCAGUACAUCUCCCAGUACCAUCCAGCUCAUAUCCACUCAGAGCAGGGUGAGCUGACUUUAACGGCCUCUUUUGAAUCAAGAUGUUAUUUAUAUGAACUCGACACUUUCUCGGCACUCUUGAGUUCAAUAAUCAAAGUUCAAGUGUCAGUUUCUUAAUAUAAAGGAGUUUAUUCACACCUGCUCUAUUCAUCAAUUAUCCACCUGCUUUUCUAGCUGACAUACACAUCCUUUUGGAAUCACGUCUUCAUCUGUAGUAACUCGAAAUGUCUUUUUCUUCCCCAAAGUCUCUGCAGAUUCUCACUCCCAACACGGACGGCCCCCGUUUGUUCACAGAGACGACAGAACUAGCAAAACAUACGAGCGUCUGCAGAAGAAACUGAAAGAGCGUCAGGGAGGCGGCGGAGGAGGGGGAGGAGGAGGAGGAGGAGGAGGAGGAGGGCAGAUGAAGGACAGCCCUCCCCCUUCACCACAGAAGACUUGCAGCAGCCCUCCGACUGUCGACAUUCACAAUGGUGUCGGAGGGAAAGGGCUGGAGGCAGAGCAGGGGCAGCUCAGCCAUGCAGUGGUUGGCUCUGACAAGCAGACAGACAGGGGGAAAAAUGGAGAGUCAGGAGGUAAGGAAGUUACAGGGUGGAGGUCUGUUGAGCUUUACAAUCUGGCUGACACGCAGCAAUUUCCGGAUGUUUGGACUGUGUCGUGUUUAGGAACAGUGGACAGCGCCUCAUUAGGGGCAGCAGCUGGUGGCAGCACAAGAUCAGAAAUAUAGCUAACAUUAAUCUUGAUUACAUACACCCCGACUGAUCAUCAAUCAUAGAGUUGAACACUGCCACUUGGCUUCUCCAGUGCAUAAUUAAAGGAUUACUGCCACCUCACGAAAUGUAAGGGAAAAUAAUGUCCUCCAAAAAAAAGGAGGGGCUCAUGAUUAUCGCUGAAAUCUAGGAACACCGAAGUACGAGCGAUUUAUCUUUUGACAGUAUUUUAAUUUUUAACUUUUGAGAGUUUUCAAAAAAGGUGAAAAUGUUUGACUAUGAUUGGAAGGUCACACAAGCUCACAUCAGGUUUGAAACAGCAGGCUUGUGCUUCAACUUUGGAAAUGGUUUGACAGUGGCAGCAGCCCUCAAGGGAUCCAACAAUAUGGUUGUCCAACAGUUCAAUAUGUACUUCGAUUUUAAAGUCACAGUUUUGGUUCAGCUGGAUUCUGAAAGCCCCAGACAUUUGAGUGUUUGUGUUUGUUAUUCUUAGGUGUUCUGGGCUUAUUUACAAAAAAAAAAUCCAGACAAAGCAGCUGUUCUUUUGAUUUCAUAACUCUUUAUUCCUUUUAAUUCAAUACACAAAGAUUGCGAAUUCACCUUUUGCUGCUUAUGAGAUUUAACUAUUUAAAGUGAGGGUUAUUUUUUUUUUCAACACACCUGUAGUUGUUUCAUAGAGGUCAAGAAUAACCUUGGUGCACAAAAAUGUUCAAGAGAGUACUUUGUCAUAAUGUGGAUCGAGUCUUUUCAUAAAGUGACAAAAGCCCACAAUCUCUGACCACUUUGAAUGGCUGCAAACCCUUGACAAUGAACACCCCCACUGCCUCCAUUAUGAUGGUUUUUGUGGAUAACAGACAGCAUUAGCAGGGGACUGUUGCUUUUUGGAUGAUGGUGCUACCAGCUGGUCUGUCCUGGUUAUGGACAGAGAUAAUACCAGGUGACGGCACUGCAGUGAAAUACUGUUUGCAGACAGUUAUGUUAUUAUUUGUAGGUUUAAUGUAGGGCUAGGCGAUAAACUGAAAAUUUACCCAAACUGAAAUUGUCCACAAUAACCGAUGUCAUUUUGCCCAUAUCGGUAUAUUCGAGUUGUUUUUGGGUGUGUGUAGGUAGGCAAUGGUGUCAUGUCCCUUUAAGACGCUGUCUCCCCCUCAUCCAGUCCAUAACAAAGAGGGAAAGACAAGUGAGGAGAUGGAGGACGGUUCAAAAGUUGGAGCAAAUUUAAUAUGGGAGGGGGUUAGCAGCUUGUGGAGUAGUUAUCGUACAUUUAUCGUUACGGAGGUGAACUGCUCGUGAUAUUGAUUUGAGGUCAUAUCGCCCAGCCCUAGAUAGGUGUCUCUUUUUUGUGCUUUUUUUUUUAAAUAUAUCUGUCUGCUUUUCUCUCCUCAGAGUUAACCGAAGAUGCCCAGGCUCUACAAGCACUUCUGAGCACCAUCAGCAAACCGGUGGUUAGUACUCUCUUGAGUUAUUUGUAUGUAUUCUUGAGUUUUUAAAUACGUUUUGUAUGUUUUAAUAAGCAAACAUGGAAACCAGUAAUGAUGCAAAUGUGUAGCAUCAUUAAACAUCUUAUCUCGCUAAUGGAGUCAGAGCUGCUGACUAUCGUUCAUCCGGGGGAUCUCUAUUCCCAAAUGUGCCACCAAACAACCACAAAAGCAGUUAGUAAAAGGUUUGAGCUUUACUUUUGAAUAAAUACCGACUCUAACUAAACAAUUACCAAGCCCUUUUAAUGGUGCGCUGCUCUCUGACUCUCUGACAACUCAGUCCUCUUUUCAGUCAUUUGAUGGGGCCGGGCUCACAGCAGUAAUUAGGAUAAAUAAAAAGUACAAAAAGUGUUUCAUCAGCCGCUGGAUGAGAAUCAUUAAAACUCGGAAUAGAAAUUCUCUCAGCCUAAUUUCAUCUUGUGUUUGUCAUACAGAGGUCUGAACAGAUCCAUAGAGGAAGUAAAAGGAGGUUUUCUAACACAGAAAAGGUUAAGCAUCAAUAAGAAGGAGUUUUAUCCGUCUGUUUCCACCCUGGUUUGUUAGAGGACUGAGACUGUAACUGUGCGAAGUUAAGAAGUAAGGUGGGCCCCUGAGGGUACAGAAGAGUACCGACCUGAACUGACUGAGUUCCUCCACAUACGAACUCCCCUCCACCCCCCACCCCCACGUAGUGAAGCUCAGGCUAUUUUUAAACCAUCUCGAAACAGAAUGAAAUAUCUCAGGGUUGCACAGCACAUGCCUGGCAAAGUGCUAAAAACCUUUCCCCAAAGUGGCACCAGCAUCAAUAUUUUGAUUUAUUUCUCCUCUCUUCUACUUAGCGGAGAGAUUUUUGUGUCACUAUUGAAGUAAAAAAAUAUAUAUGACAGAUGUUCUUCAUUUUAUUUUAUAUAUAUAACUUGAAAACAAAGCAGAGGACAUAAAACCAGACGUGCCCUUCUGUGGACUUUAGAGAACAGUGAAGUUAAGUCUGAGAUGUUGUGAAAUGUUCAUUCUGUGUCCAGGUUUGAUGGCGUUCAGAGACUUGGUAGUAAUCCAUGAAACUUUCGUACUUUUGUAAUAGGUGUCAGACAUUCAGGCAAGGAGGAUAUUAGUGAGCUGGAGCGCGCCUACAAAGCCGGAGAGUGAGAACGGUGAUACGGAAGAGGACUGUAACCCCCCGGACCCCUUCAGCUACGAGGUCUCGGUUUCUUUUAGUGGAAAAGAUGGGAAGUACAAGAGCAUGUACUGGUGAGCAUUCACAGCUGAUCCUGUCUGAUCAUUUUCAUACAUGGAUAUUUGUAAAAAGAAGAGAGUUAUUAUUUUUGUCUUUUGGUGCAGUGGGGAAGAACUAAGUGCUACUUUGGAAGACCUUCGACCAGCAACAGACUAUCAUGUCAGGUUAGUGCUCCACCAACACCACCACCACCACCUUAAAUGCCGUUUCAACAUAAGUCGAACAUUUUAUAACUUCUGCUUUUCUUCUCUCAGGGUCCAGGCCAUGUGUAACUGUUUACAGGGAAGCCCAUCUGAGGCUGUGAGCUUCACCACAUUAUGCUGUGAGCCGGAUCCUCCCAAUGCUCCAAGGAAGGCCAGCGGGACCAAGAACACACUCGUACUACAGUGGAAGGUAAAAACAGGAUAGGUUAAACCACAGUUUCCAGAUGUACAUCACAAGUAGGAGCAGCAACCAUGAGACAGACAUCAGAGAUUUAUUAAAAGAGGAUAUCUGGUGAUCAGAAAUCAAACGAUAUGCUUUACCUGCAGGCUCCAAUCGACAACGGCUCGAAAAUCCAAAACUACGUGCUUCAAUGGGACGAGGUAAUUUUCCUACACUCAUUAUUUUAUGAGCGACUGUGUGAUGAGGUUUUCAGCGUUAAAACUUGAGGCUUUUGUCUCUGAAGGGAAAGGGCACUGGGAUUUUUGAGCAGUGCUACUACGGACCUCAAAAGCAGUACAGAGUCACCAAGCUGUCUCCAGCUUCAAGAUACGCCUUCCGCCUUGCAGCAAAAAACGACAUGGGUGUAAGGUAGGCGCCUAAACAUGCUAGGAUAUUCCCCUCCCUCUUGUCUAUUUUUAUGUGACAGUUUCGUCCAUUCACUGUCUCCACCUGUGCGCUUAUAUAUCUGUGUCUCACUCUGUCUCUCCCGUCGCUCUCUCCCAUUCUCUCCCAUCCUCCGUCUCUCUCUGCCCUCCCCAGCGAGUUCAGUGAAGUGGUGGACCUGUUCACCUCAUGCAGUGUGCCAUUGCCACCCUUCCCUCCAGAGCUGGAGAUGGCGGGGGUGACCUGGCUGUGUCUGAAGUGGCAGAGGCCCACCAGCUCUCCGAAAGAGGAUGACAUCUACUAUAUUUUGGAGAUGGAGGAAGAGGGCUCGGUAUGUCUCUCUCACUUAAUCUUUUUGUGAAAAUAGGGAAACCUGCUGUUGUGUGUGUUGCUAAAACACAUAUAUGACUAUUAGAGUUAGACGAUUAAUCAAAUUUUAAUCAUGAUUUCGAUUUUGGCUUGAAUGGACCCCUGUUACGUGCAGCUGCAACAAGCUUGUGUGGCUCAAUAAUAUGAGUAGCAAGCGAUUGAAAACAUGGCAGAAAGGCAGCUUUUUAUUGAGAAGUAAGGUAGAACAACUUAAGUUACCUGGAAACAUUUUGGCUUUAAGUUGACGGACGUUGAGCCAAAGGAAAUUGUUCACCGAGUUUGUCAUGCUGUCGCUUCUGCUCCCAAGGCAACACAACCAACUUCAGGGUUUUCCCGGUAUGCAGUUGAUCGUGGCUCACCGCCACAGCUAAUUAAAAGCCGGCACACCUUAAAAAUAUAUAUUUUUUAAAAUUUGCGUGGCUCUAAUUUGGACUCGGAUGUACAGUGCUUCCGGAAAGUAUUCAUACCACUUCCCUUUUUUUCACAUUUUUUUAUGUUACAGCCUUAUUCAAAAAUGGAUUAAAUUCCUUUUUUCCCUCAAAAAUUCUACAUAAAAUACCCCAUAAUGACAAAGCGAAAAUUUUAGACAUUUUGCAAAUUUAUUAAAAAUAAGACACUCAUGAAUACUUUCCGGAUGCACUGUAUCAGUAUAUGCACGCGCACAUGGGCGCUGCUAAUACUCUGCACGCACGUGGCGUACUAGCAUUAACAAGUUAUCGUCGGCGAUCACACAGCUGAUUAAUCUUUAUUUUUUACUUGUUACAUGUUUAUUUCUGGCUUUUCAUUUAAGUUGUAUUUAAAGUUAAGUUUUGGUUGUUCAGAAAAUACUCAAGUUUUUAAAUUAAUGAAUUAACGUGUUUAUUAAUCGUGAUUUUAAAAUCAGUCUAAAUACUCAUGAUUAUUGUUUUCUGCCAUAAUCGUCCAGCCCUAAAGACUAUGUUUGUCAUAUAUGACCUUAAUUUUUUUUUCUUUUUGGUACACAUCAAAUGUGAUAUGUACAUGAUAUUUAUAGUUUCUCACUGAUUCAUGUGUUGUGUCGGUAACUUGACAUCUCAGCGGUUUGCUCUUAAUCUUUCCUUGACAUUUAUGCUUGUUGUCACCUCUGUCUGCACCCCCUCAAGCAGUUACCCACAGACAGUGAAAUCCCGAAAAAGUACCCUCCUCCACUGUUCCUGUUCGUCUUCAGCACACCUCUUUGUUUUUGUACUACAAUGGUUGUUGUCUUGUUAAGUCAUUGCUCACCUGGUUGUUUCUUUUCUCCCUCUGUCAUUUGUCAUCGUCACAGGGAUAUGGCUUCCAGCCCCGCUACGAUGGCGACGAGCUUUCUUGCACCGUCAGGAAUCUCCACAGGAGUACCAAGUACAAGUUUCGGGUAAGGAAGCCCUGCGAUGUUUGCCUGUGUCAGAGCAGGUGAUACAUAGGUUUGAUUUGCUGCAGUGUGUUCUUGUGGAGGGGGGAAGGCUCCUGGCGGGGAGGGCGCUGAGGCCCACAGUGGUCCUAUGACUCAUCUGUUUGCGGGAUUCUUCAUAAGGGCAAUGGGCAACUGAGAGCAUAAACACCAGAACUCCAGUGCUCUUCACAAGCGGGGCCCCAGUGAGAAGCCUGCCAAGCAAAGCUUUUGAGCCACAAUGGCGUUUUGCUUGGCAGCGAUGUGAUUGAGUUUGGGGACAAAUGAAUGACUUCCUCUCUAUGUCGCUGGUUGUCUGCCGCUCCCUCAUCCCCUUCCUCAUUUAUUCAGACGUUCUCUUCCACAAUGUUGACUUUUUAUUUAGUGGCUCCAAUGAACUACAGAUGACUGUCUUAAGCCUAUUAUUGCAUGACCACUGCUGUAAAGAUAUGACCCCAGUAAGCGGCUAAAUGGUUGCAGUGGGAAAGAAAGACAGAAAGAGUUUUGUGAACUGAGAGUCAAAGUUGUACCAGAACAGUAAGAGAGGAUUCUAAAUGUGCUUUGGUGACUUUUUCCAUUGUUACCAUCAACACCUCCACUGUGUUUGUAGUGAUUCACACUUUCAAAAAAUAAUCUGCAUGUAUUAAUAUCCGGAAAACACUCGCCAACAAUUAUACUAUUUAUUCUUCUUUGAGUCACAGAACUGAAGAGAAUAUAUGAUGAAAUAUCAUGUCUGUUAGAAAAAAAACAACCAGCAACAGAAGCAAAAGUAGGAUUAUUUUCUAAAUAUUCGUCUCUAAAACAAAAAUGAGAAAAAUGGGUAACGACUCAUUUUCCAAUUUUUGUUUUCUUUAGCUCAAAUGAAAAUGCGAUAAACGGAUAACAACAAUUUUAUCAGAUUUAGACUUUUUCGUCCGUAGAAAGUUUCAUGACACAGAAGUGAACAAGAAACGGGCUUGGGCGUCACGGCUGGGCUUAAAUUAUUCAUCUCUCCUAUGGCACUUUUUCCAGGAUGGCAAAAGCAAAGUUGUGUGUCUGAUACGGAAAAUGAGCCGUUAUCCUUUUUUUUUUCUUUUCGUUUUAGAGACAAAUAUUAAGAAAAUAAUUUGUUUCCUCAUUUUUUAAUUUUAGGUUUUAUUUUGAAAAAUGAAUGCACCAAUGAUACAUGUUUUCGACAUUUUUAUCUGAUUUAGACUUUUUCGUCUAUAGAAAGUGUCGUGACCCAGAAGUGAAUCGUGCACAGACGUCAAGAGAACAAGAAACGGGCUUAGGCAUCAUGGCUGGACUCGAGAAUUACUCAUAGCUCAUAUGGCACAUAUCCGACCCUGUCUGAUAUGUGUCCUUUUCUCCUCAGGUUGUUUUGGGCACAGAACCUUUUGACAUUUCAGAACACCUCGGCACUCCCGCCUCCUGCAGCGCAAUGAAAAUCUCUGCACGAGUUUUUUCAUCCUUAAAAAAAGUUGAUGAUUGAGCUCUGAAUAAUUCUCGAUUCCAGCCGUGAUGCCAAAGCCCGUUUCUUGAUCACUUCCAGGUCACAAAACUUUCUACUGACGAAAAGGUCUAAAUCAGAUAAAAGUGUCGUUAUCCAUUUAUCCCAUUUUCAUUUGAGCUGAGGAAAACGGAAAUCAGAAAAUGAGUCAUCGUCUGAUUUUUCAUUUUCAUUCCAGAGACGAAUAUUUAGAAAACAGUUUGUUUUGUAGUUUCUUUAUUUUUGGUUUUAUUUUGAAAAUCGAAUGAACAAAUGAUACACGAAUUGUUACAGCCAGAUGUGUCGUUGGUUUUAGUCUUUUUUUAGAAUUGAUCCAUAAUUUUGAAAUCUCAGAUCUUUGCUGUUGUGGUUUCAACUAAUUUCACAUUUGUAAUAGUCAGUUACCAGUAAAGAUGCCUAAUCAAAUAACUGAGCUGCAGCACAAAUAUUCAGAUAUUUUUAUUCAGCAGGCAACAAGUCAUUAUCUGCCCAGCCAGGAAGCCAUGAAAUCAUAUUAAAGCAUAAACUGAUAGGAUCAUUACAUUUUCUCAUUGUUCACAGAACUAAAAGAAGUCCUCUCAGCAUCAUCCCUAAACAUGAUAUUGACAGGGAGGUAUUUUGUGCCCACCAUAUGUCCAAAUGACAGAAAUGAUCAUUAGUCACCCUCAAGACUCCCCCCCUCCAUCAUUUCCAAUUAUCUCGCUGCGCAGUGUGUGGGGAGGCUUGAUGCUGUGCUGGUUUGUCUUGGUACAGUAUGUGGAUGAGUUGCACUCAGCAGGCUCACAGAGAUCUGCCCAUUAUCGCAGAUAUGCAACAAUAAAAUAAAAUGCCUCUUAAGCUUAUUGCCUCACUUUCUGAUUGCAGUGCUCAGGGUGUCUAAACAGUUUUGUGGAAAUGUGUUUGCAGAUGUAAAGAGCUGCAUCGUUUUGAUAAUGUGGUAUUUGUUUAUGGCAGAGGGUGUGUGUUCACUCCUUAACCCUCACCCCUUCAUUACCUUUCUCUGAGUCUCGUCAGCGUUUGUUAUCAGGAAUCAUAAUGAGCUUCAUAAUACACUCGCCCUCUUUGACUCUUACUGACGGUGAAUAUAUGACUCUGCACUGUGCCUGUGUUCAUGCACAUCCUCCAGGUGGCGGCAUACAACUCAGAGGGAAAGAGUAACCCAAGCCAGGUGGUUGAGUUCAUCACAAACCCAGACAGACCCAGCAGUCCCUGCAGGCCUGUCAUCAGAGGGAGAGUUCUGCCCAACAGUUUCAAGCUGGCAUGGGGUGAGUAUUUCCUACUCCUGAGAAAGAUGGUUUUACCUUUUUUCACUUUUCUCAUUUAAUCCUGACCGACCACAGUCAAAUCUUAAAGGGAUGAUAGCUCAUGUAGUGUGCACAGUAGACGAUUGACAGUUCUGCAGCAUAUUCAGACAUAGUGAUGAAUCCUUCCCAGACCUCACAGGACAGACACGUCACUCUCAGCUGGACUGUAAAUGGAAAAAAUGCAUCUCUGAAAGCAGUUUCCAUGCCAUAAGCGAUGUGUGUAUCAUCAGCUUAUUGUAUUUAAUAUGUGUAGUAAAUCAUAAUGAGUUUACUGUUAUUAAACUCCUUCCAAAAUUUAGAUGUCAAAUAUAUAAUUACAAAUACCAGGGAUGCACCGAUCCGAUAUUUGGAUCAGAUAUCGGCUCCGAUAUUGACAAAUUAACUGGAUCGGAUGUCUGAUGAAUGACGCCGAUCCAUCGUUCCGAUCCAGUCUUUUUUUCUGUUAAUUGAUAUCAAACACAGCGAUUCUGUUCGCUCUAUAUUUGUCUGUCUAUCCUUUUGCACUAAAUGUUUACAUGGAAGUCUUACUUCUUUUGCUGUGUGCUAAUGUGCAAUUUGUCAAUAAAUAAUAUGAAGUAAAUUUCUAUCUGUUUUAAUUUGUUACCCUUUUUUUUAACAAGGCUAAUGUCAAGCCUGAUGCCUUCACUCACAGGGCGAGGUAUAAUGUUCAUUCAUUCAAUAUUGGAUCGGUAUCAGAUAUCAGCCGAUAUGCUCAGCCCAGGUAUCGAUAUCGGAUUGGAUCGGAAAAAAAUGGAUCGGUGCAUCUCUAACAAAUACAUUUAUAGUUAAUUUUUAUAGUUUUUUUAAGUAUCUGAAUAAAAAAACUGAUUUUGUGAGGCUUCAUAGUCGAAGAAGUGAGUUUAUUCAUUUUUUCUUGUUCAUUUCUCAUUCAGAGCCUCCAAAAGAAACUGGAGGAGCAGAGGUCACAAAGUAUGUUGUGGAGCUGUCUGAAGGCUUGAGUGGUGAGUUAUAAAUGAUUAUGAUAAAAAAACGUUUCAUUAUACAAGUGAAACUGGCGUUGAUGCUUUUGAAAUACAGAAUUAAAGCGAUCUGAUGCUGUGUUUGUUUUUAGGUAUGACAUGGGAGCUGGUGUACACAGGGCCAGCCAUGGAACAUGUGUGUGAAGGCUUGAAACCUGGCUGCUCCUACCAGACACGAAUUUACUGCAUGAGCGAGGGGGGGCAGAGCCCGGUGAGUCAUUCAGCAUCAGCACAUGUGCACACCCAGUCGCGCCCACUGUUCUAUGUUCCCUGCCACAGACUUUCUGUGGAGUUUGCUGAUCAGUUCCAUCGAUGUAACAGUGGACACGUUUUUUCUGUGAAGUAAAAAAGACUCUCCAGUUAUCGGCACGAAUCUUCAGGCUGUUAUGUACACUUUCAUCGUCAGGGCCAGCAGGAGGAGUCUCACCACACCCUCAGAUCACUUCUACAUGAAUAAUUCCAGACAUGCAGUGUCUAUUUAUGUGGAUUUUAAUAGAAAAUUAUCAUUGAGCCAGUGUCCUAUGUUGGGAGAUUAGACUGUGCUUCCUAGUGUGUAAGUACAAGACAAAGCCUGCUAAUCGAUUAACCCUCCCUGCAUGUGUCGGAGGAUGUUUUUUCUUAAUUAGUUCAGUUCACAGACACUCUUCAUUAAUUUCUUCAUCAGCUGUUAGUGCAUGCAUUUAUUCAUGAUGGGGCUUGUGCAGAAACAUGACUCAUGGCAAGAUCCUGCCUUUUGGUGCAGCGCAAUGUGACAUAACACCCACAUAUUUGCCUCCUGUCAUUGAAGUCAAGAGUCUGAGAGACAGACGAUCUCUUUAAUGUAAUUGUUGCCUUUGUGAGGACGAGAGGAUAUCUGUCUGCGCACAAAUAUAUGUCUGUCUCUGCGGUGGUCCGCUGAGGUCUGUUUGAAUCAGUCCAAUGAGCUGGUUAAGACAAUGAUUUCCUACUGGUGUGUGUGUUUUUGUGUCGUGCGAGAGGAAGAGGAGAAGGGCGAGAUUGUCAAUUUGUUUUUCUCUGGGUUUUAAUUGGUGUGUUGCCUUCCCUUGCAAGCUGUCGGAAACCCUGCAGGUCCAGACUCCCGCAGUGCCCCCAGGGCCUUGCCAGCCCCCUCGGCUGGUGGGCAAGCCCAAAGCCAGGGAGUUGCAACUGCGCUGGGGUGAGUCAUUCCUCUCCAUCUCAGAUCUGUGUGGGAUGCAUUCUAGCUUCUGCUGAUGCAUUUAUUUGUCUGGCAAACUACCUCAAAACAGCAUGCUUAUAUCGUACAGUUUGUUUGUAUUUUUUCUUUAACCAUUUUAAAUCUUAUUAAUGUCAAUAUCCUAUAUGUCAAAUAAAACAGUGUUGUUUCAUAAACACUGGCUACGCACAUUUUCCAGGUCCCCCUCAGGUAGACGGAGGCAGCGCUGUGUCCUGCUACAGCGUAGAAGUGAGUGGGCAGCAGUCUGAGGAGAGCAGGGAGGUUUACCAGGGUCCAGAGCUGGACUGCUCUGUGGGAGGCUUAAUGCCGGGUAAAACCUACAGCUUCCGGCUCAAGGCUGCAAACAAAGCUGGGGUGAGGAAAAAAUUUAAUAUAAGGAUUGAUUGAUACAAGGAGAAAGGAGUUUCCUUUGUUUAAUAUUACUAAACAUGUCUCAGUAGAUGAACAUUAAAUAUGUUUGUCAUUUUUCGGACAGUUUGGACCUCUUUCUGAGCGCUGUGAAGUGACAACCGGCCCCGGGGCCCCUGAGCAGUGCAAAGCUCCUUCCACUACAUGCAAGUCCCCCAGCUGUGCUGUUGUGAGCUGGGAGGUAGGACCAUCAGCCACUUUCUAUUCCCCCACUUUUUGAAGUUAUGAAUGAAUGUAUUUAUUUCAAACAUGUAUGCAAAGAAAUAAAAUGAUAGAAUAAUAUAAAUGUAAUGUAAAUGAUAGAAAAAAAAAAGACGUGAAGUGAUUAUACAUGUUCGAAAAGGAGUAGGAAGAAGAAAAUACUUUUUAAAUUCCUAUCUCUUACUACUUUUUCUAAUGGGUUUAGUAUAAAAAGAACAAAUUCUGCUAUUAAUGCAAUAAAUUAUACAUAUGCAUACUACAAAACAGAUAAUCAAUAUAAAUGUUUAUCUACCUACAACAGAAUCUAUGAUAGAUAGAUAGCUAGAUAGAUAGAUAGAUAGAUAGAUAGAUAGAUAGAUAGAUAGAUAUGGAUAGUUAUAUAGAUUAAUAUUAUAGAUAUAAAUACAUACUAUAACUAUAUCUAAUAUCAGUCCACUAUAUAUCAAAUACUACUCAAUUUCAGCAUAAUUUUUCAUGUUUUUUUAUUUAUUUACCUUUAAUUCUGCUAUUAAUGCAAUAUAUUCUACAUAUACAUACUACAAAACAUAACACAUAACACAAAAACGUUUAUCUACCUACAACAGAAUCCACGAUAGAUAGAGAGAGAGAUAGAGAGAUGGAUAGAUAGAUACGGAUAGGUAUGUAUAGAUAGAUAUGUAUAGAUAGAUAAUUAUUGAGAGAUGGAUAUGGAUAGAUAGUUAUUUAGAUAUAAAUACAUACUAUAACUAUAUCCAAUAUCAAUCCACUAUAUAGCACAUACUAAUCAAUUUCAGCAUAAUUUUUUUUAUUUUUUUAAUUAUUUAAUUUAACCAUAUGCAUUAAUGAACAUUUACAUUUAAAUGCAUGAGAUUAUAGCCAAGCGGCCCAUUUCCAUCCCCAGUCCCAUUAGCAGGUUGUUGUCAAUACAUCAAAUCAUUAAUAGUAAUGACACACAGAGCAUAUCAGCAACAAUAUAGAUGACAAACAAACCAAAAAUAAAACAGGAGAAAUGAACAGGAGUUGUGUUUCAUUUGUGUCUCAGACCCCUCCCAGCAAUGGUGCUCCAGUGACAGAGUUUCGACUUGAGUGGGGGGCCGCUGAAGGCAGCAUGCAGGUGUGUUACAGCGGAACGGGCCUCAGCCAUGAAAUGAAAGGGCUGCUUCCUGCAACCAACUACUUCUGCAGGGUACAGGUGAGAACAAAGAGGCAGUUAAGUUUCUAAUUAGUUUUUUUAAUUAACAUUUGUUCCUGAUGCUGAGAGAGAGAUACAGCUCUCCACUUAUUAUGGAAAAUUACCUUUUAUCUAACAAACCCGACAUGAAUUAGACAUUUUGAGAAUCCUAGAGGCUUCAAAAACCAAAAAGCUUCAUAGUAGAGUAAAAAAUUUGGUUCUACUGUUUUUGAAAAUUUUGUUUUUCUAGUAAAUGAAUCGUUGUUAUCCACUUUUCUUGCAUACUUAUGAAGAGGACAUCACGACCGAAUGUUAUAGCUGUGUUUCGUUUUUAGGAUUUCCUUCACGGUGCGGUUUGACUCUGUCGUGAUCAAUGAGAGAUCCUUCAUUCACUCAAACUCACUUUUCUCCGUAGUUAUGAGUCGGCUCAUAAAGCAGCAUGAUAUUCUAUUUCUCAUUCGUGCCGUUGCAGACGUUUUAAACUGUGACCAACAAAGCCAGACUGAGUGUCACAGAGACACGGUCUGGCAUUUAAGUGUCCUUUGGGUCUGGUUUGGGCUGAAAUUUCAGGCUCGACUUUCAAUCUCUUUCGCAGUUUAAUGGCAGAGAAAAGAUCUGGCUGCUCGUGGGUUAUCACUCGCAGUCUGCUUAGUUUCCUCGCUGAAUCUGAUGGUGCACAGGACAGCCAGGAUUCAUCUGGUAGUCAAGACAUAAACCAGACUUUCAUUUAACCUUCCUAAUUCCAAUUUAUAAAAAUAAGAUUACAUAUCUAUUCACUUUAUGGCUUUAUUAGCAUCAGAAAUUACACUUUUAAUAACUUGUUGAAACCCCAAGUAAAGAUGUUAACAUUAGAACUCCCCCCUGUGGCCAAGCGUGAACAUUACAAGCGUCCUUUCACGUCACAAGUGAGAAAUUGACGGUGACUCCUGUGAUUUGUUCUCUGCACAGGCUGUGAACGUAGCCGGAGUCGGACCCUUCAGUGAGGCGGUGUUGUGCCAGACGCCCUGCUCUGUGCCUGCAGCCAUCAGCAACAUCUACGUGCUGAAGGAGUCGGAGAUGCAGAGGUACGAGACUCAAGCGGAUGCGGAUGAAGAGGAGGAAGAUGAAGAGAGUGAUAACCGACCGCCACUGUUCUACUCCCCGUCCACCUGCCUGGGUAUAAGCUGGGACUCCCCAUGUGAUCACGGCUCUGAGAUCACUUCCUACCUGAUUGACCUUGGCGAGCGCCAGCCUAUCGUUGUCGGUCCUGUUACCAAACACAUCAUGCAGCAUCUGCAGCCUGACACCAGCUACAGGUGGGUGCUUUUCCACAGAGAAAUCAGGAGUUCACACAGUAUCACUGAACUCAUUCAUUUUCAGGUUCAUUCAUGCAAUUUUCACCCAGUGCCAUAAUUGACCACAACAGAAAUUUCUGUAUCUUUCAGGACCCACAGAAUAUCUUGUACUUGGACUAGAAUUAAAUGCAAUAUCUCAAAAGAAAGAGGGGAUUCUCUUCUUUCACCAGAAAAAAAAGUUCGUCUCUAAUCCACUCCUGUGUUUCGUUAUUCCCUGCUCUAUGCAGCGUGGUCAUAUCAUCUUUGCUGAUCUGGAAAAACACAUUUUUACAAAGAAGAGACUUUUAAGCAAAACUCUGAUCGUCUAUUUCAGUUUCCGUUUAUUUGGAUCCGCCAUUAGUUACAGCAAAGAGCCACAGCUAUUCUUCCUGGGGUCCAUCUACACUUCUGAACAUGUUCAUCCUUCUAACAUACAUCUACAUAUAAGACAAGACAGUCAAGACACCAACAUCACAUCCAUACCAUCACUCCUCCCACACAGUAGCUCUAUCAUUGACCUCCUCUUCAAAGAACAGUACAUCAAAAACAAUAUUUACAGAACAAUAAAAGAAAAGUGGAGAGACAAACCAAGCUCUCAUUACAUUGGGUUUCAGCCAACUAAGCUCUUGAAAGUUUUCAAGGUAUCCCAUAAGUAAACAAAAACAUUUUCAGUUUCUUAUUAAAACAGCUUCUGUUAUUAUUUGAGAUUAAAAAAUUUGGUAGUCGAUUCCAUGCCACCAUGGCUCUGUAGUGAACUGUUCCCUUCCUUACAUUCGUUCUACAUAGAGGCAGCCAGAAUCGGCCCUCUGAUACCUGCCUCGUACAGUGUUGUUCUACCUCCGAAAAAAAGAUAAAGUUCAUUUCACUUUAAACUUCUUUACUGGUGGCAUCAAGGUCCUCCCUUCUCAGAUACCACUCCUCAACACUCUCGAGAUUCGGUCGUAUUGGCUCUCAAGAACAUGACGCCACAACGUAAACCACAUGUACUGCUCGCAUCCUCCUCGCCGGGACUGUCGCUGAAUUCUGGCUCACCAGUACUGGCACCGGUGGCACAACGACAUGCUGUAAAAUUGUUUCUUUGAUUGUCUGCUGACGAUGUGAAGGUCCGGUACCGGGAUCUCCACUGGAUUCGGAGACAGUAGCACCGCGCCCACGGGAGCCGAUACGCUGAGACGUUAGCUCUUGCCUAAUGACUUCGGCAUUUUCCUACUCUCAUUCAUUAACGGCUCCACAAGUCGGCUAAUUGGCACACUUCUCACUGGCGAGUACUAUUUGUCGGCUUUUCUGCGUUCAGAACAACCCCAAACUUCGUUGCAUGUCGGGAAGGAGCGCCCUCUGGUGGAAAACCAAAAAACUGAAAAAUCUUUCAAAAUCCAUCAAUGGCACUGAAUGAGCUAACAGUGUUUUUGCAUCUUACAAACGAUUCCUGUAAAUAAUGUUGAACUUGAGCGUGCACACAUACAGACACACUCACACUCAUGUAUUAACCAAGACUGUGAUGUUGUUUUAGAAACAGUUCAGCCUUUUUUUUCCCGUAGUUCAACAUUUCCUCUGUUCAGUUCAGCCCAUUGGACCAGAUAGUGUUUGUGUCUUCUUGAGCAACAACUUUGAAAUUCAUGAAUUCAUACUGACUGCACAUUGACAGAGGCUGAGCAUCAACACGCUCACUCAAAGGGGGUGAAAUACUGUUUACGGCAGUAAUCUUCUGCUCAGGUCGGCUCAGUCCUCUCAGCUCUUUGAUCUCCAUUCUUCUCCAUCCUCCUCAGGAUCCGAAUCCAAGCCCUGAACAGCUUGGGUGCAGGCCCCUUUAGUCACACCUUUAAGCUGAAGACGAAGCCCCUGCCCCCGCAGCCCCCGCGCCUGGAGUGCACCGCCUUCAGCCACCAGACCCUCAGGCUCAAGUGGGGUGACGGCCCGGCUAAAGCCUCGACCUCAGACGCUCUCCAGUAUCAGCUGCAGAUGGGGGACAAGAGCGGCAGGUGAGUCGCCCAUUAGUGAGGCGAGAGGAAGUGACAAGAGAUAAGUGAUAAGAGAAGAUGACUGUGUGAAAAGGGGAGGGGCUUACAGAGAGGAAUGGUCUAUACAGAGAGGCAGAGAAUAUUUCCUGACAGAGGAAUCGCAUGUCAUAGUUGGCUUUUUGUCAUCUUUACCCUUUUACUCAUUAAUCCCUCUCUCUCUCUCUCUCUCUCUCCGUGUUUCUGUCAUUGCAGGUUUAUAUCCUUGUACAAAGGACCAUGCCACACACACAAAGUCCAGAGGCUUAAUGAGUCUACCUCUUAUACGUUCCGUAUCCAGGCCUUUAAUGAGGCGGGCGAAGGGCCCUUCUCUGAUGUUUACACAUUCACCACCCCGCGCUCUCCUCCAGCCCCUGUGAAAGGUAGAGUAGAGGAGUCCUCUCUCUCUCUUUUUAGAAGUAUCUGCGCUUCCUUUUAUUCCUGAUGUGGAUCUGCUCCUGUUAUCUUGACGUCAUUGUGCUUUCGCUUUAACCUCACUUGAACCGAGUUCCACUUGGAUCUGAUAAAGAUAGAGCAGACGAUCCCUCACUUGCCUGUCUGUCUGUCGUCGUUGAGCUCUCUGCUCUCGUCUCAAGCAGCCUCUUUUGAUCCCACAUAUUCCUCUCACUUAUACAGAUGUGGGUUUUAUUCUCCUUUGAAUCAGGCAGUCAUGUGCCAGUUUGUCAGAGAAGUGAACUCUUAACCAAUCCAAGCAUUUUCUUUAAACCCUUACUGACGUUGUAUUUUUUUCACUAUUAAGACGAGACUUCAGGAGUUCAAACGAGAAGUUAUUUUUAUUGUUUUUGCUUAUAAUGCCACCCACCUUAAGAAAAGCAUGACUCAUGGUUAUAUCACUUCACUAAUGAGUAAAAGUUGCAUGCGGUCGUCUUGAAUUCUCUCAGUUCAUCAGCUAAGUCGCUGUGCGGAGUUAAAACAAGUAUUUCAGUAUUAAGCAAAUAGUUUCUGCCGCAGCCUCGCUUUGAACAAUUCCCCGAAGCUCCGAUUCAGACAGAGUUCACAGCACACAAUAAUGUUGGGAGUUUGAUGUCUGUUUUUUUCUUCUAUUUCACUUUAAAUCAAAGCUGUGACCACUUUUAGAAGAUUUGUUUUAUUCUUAAUUCGAACACGUCUCUUUGACUUCAAAUAAAACAGUUUUGUGUUUCUGGAUUGUUCAGAAAAACACCUGAAAAUGAACUUUAUUGAAGAAGUCGCUGACUGUCCUUGUCCUCCAUUUUUCAGCCCUUAAAGUGGAGCGUCUGGAUGACAACUCCUGUGAAGUCACUUGGGAGGCCCUGUCACCAAUGAAAGGGGAUCCAAUCAUCUAUACCUUGCAGUGCAUGAUGGGAAACUCUGACUUUAAACAGGUACACACCAUGUUUGGGUGAAGACUGUCUUCCUUCACUGAGAGCUUUAAUGCAGAUCCGGGUACAGAUGGAUCCGGACCCUUAAUGUGUUCACCGCGGCUUUUCGUAUCUGUCACCGCUGGUUUGAAAUGGUCCAUUAAUCAAAGGUCGCUGAUCCAUGAAGUAUUCAAGGUGUCACAUCCAUCCCUCUCAGCGGCCUCCACCCAUGUUAACGUGGAAUAAUGACCACAGCAGGCUUAUGCUAAUCCGACCACAUCAUACAUGGCUAUUGAAUCAGGCAGCUGAAAUAUGAGGCUGUCAUCGAGCAUGAGCGUGUUUCCAUCGCCCGCCGUCCGUCUCAGCGGCCUAGACGCCGACGCUCAUGUUUGAGGAAGGGGGAUCAUUCAUUUCCUGGGGGAAGAGGUGUGACUGAGGCAGUUUGCCUCACUCUUUGCACCACCCAGGGGGUAAGGAGGCUGGUGUUACAUGCAUGGUGCAGUCUUCUUUGUUCUUUCUCUGGUGUAGAUCUGGUAAAACAAAUUGAUUCGACCCUGCUGCGAUGGUUUCAGUCUCCAGUAUUUAUUCAUUUUUUAAAUUCGGACCCCGACAGAGAACAAAACAAGAAAUUAAGGAACGUAUUGAGUUUUGUUGGUUUCAUUAUGAAUAAAUAGUUUAGUCACUAAGAUGAGAACAGGAGAUGACAAAAACUGUAAUGCUAACAAGGGCUGGGCGAUAAAAAUUUACCAAUACCAAAAUUUAUGACAAUAACUGACGUCAUUUUGCACAUAAUGGUAUAUUCGGUGUCAAAAUAAUGAAUAAAUGAAAGUUGGUUUUGGAUGUGUGAAGGUAGGCGAUGAUCUCUGACUGUUUUUCCUUUUGCCUCACCACACGCCUUAUGUCAUUCAAAUAAUGUCAUGCUAACAGUGUUUCUGUUAUUGUUAUGAACCAGGACUCACACUCUUAGAGCUCAAGCUAUUACUGAAAUUUGCUCUGCAUUACAAACAUUAGUAUGUGGUAUAAAGGAGAAAACUGGAGGAUAGGGCUGGGCAAUAAACUGAAAUUUACAGAUACUGAAAUUUACGACAAUAACCGACGUCAUUUUGCCCCUUAUUGGUAUAUUCGGUGUCAAAAAAAUAAAUAAAUAAAAGCUGGUUUUGGAUGAGUGUAGGUAGGCUAUGGUCUCAUGUCCCUUUAAGACGCUGUCCUACGUCAAAAACGUGACUCCACCCCAUCCAGUCUGUAACAAAGAGGGAAAGACAGGUGAGGAGAUGGAGGACGGUUCAAAAGUUGUAACGGCUGAAGUAGACGAAGAUAAUGUGGGAGGGGUGAGCAGCUUGUGGAGUAGUUAUCGUCCAUUUAUUGUUAACAAGGCGAUAUGGCCUCAAUAUAUAAUCAUGAUAUUGAUUUGAGGCCAUACCACCUAGCCCUAAUGCUAACAUUCGAGUGGAUCAGGCUCACAUAGGUUUCUGUGAGUUUGACUGUGUUUUCGGUCGGUAAACAAAAGUGGCAAAUGUUUUUACUUUUUAUUCCAGGCCAGUCUGAAUUUCGUAAAGCUGGAAUAGGCAUCCAAACAUUUUGUCAGUUUGGUCUAAAACUUGGAAAAUUUGAUAAGGAUUUUGUUUUGGUCAGUCAGAAGCACUAAGAUGACGUGUUUUUUUGUCUGCUUAAAACACGAAGAAAGGUUCAGGGUUAUAUCGUCCUUCAGUGGUUCAUUGAUCGUAUCCCCACAAACAUUUUCCUUAAAAAGAUGGUGAAAGACAAAGAAACAGCUGAUCUGAUUGAACUCUUCCUGUCUCCCUCUUUUCUGCAGACCUACAAAGGCUCCGCCACAUCCUUCCAUGUGCAGAGCCUGCAGCCCAACAGCGACUACCGAUUCCGGGUGUGUGCUAUCAGACAAUGUCAGGACGCCCCUGAGUUAAGCGGCCCCUACAGCCCCACAGUGACCCUUUCACCCCCAAGGAACGACACGGCUUCAAGCGCGACCGGGUCGGGGUCCAAGGCCUGCACGGAGUCGAACCGAGCCCGGCGGAGUCUGACGGACGAGCAGUGCGCUUUCCUCCUCCUCAUGGUUUUCGCAGUCAUUGCUAUCCUGAUCGCUUUUGUCAUCCAGUACUUUGUCAUUAAAUGAGCAGUUUGCAGCAGCGACCUGCUGCAGGGUUAUAGCUUUAUUUUCCCCCCUCUCUCUGUUGUUUUGUAUUCUUUGUUUUGUACUCACUGUUUUUUCUCUCGUUAACAGAGUAAUCACAUUAGGGCUGGUUAGUGAGAGCUGAAUAGCAGUUAGAAUUGGGGAUAUAACACCUUUUUUUGGCUCCUGUGAUACCUUCCUGACUCUCCUGCCUUUGUCGCCCUUUGCCCGACUUUGUGGUAUCUGUUGUUCGGUUCAGUUUCUGUUCCAUCAUGAUCAGCUUCCUGCGCUAAAGGAACUCAGAAAGAGCUGGAAGAUGGUUUGCUUUUGGGGAGAGGGUCGGGGGAAGGGGUGCUUUGACUCAUGUAAUUGUUGAUCACAAUAUAUGUAUAUAUAUUUACACAUAUAUAUAUAUACAUAUAUUUACACAUGUGUAUAGAAAUAGUCAUUAUUUAUAUUUCCAUUUAUGUGUCCAGUAUGAAACUGUUUUUGAUAGAUGUGUUCCAAAAAUAGGAUGUAGGUGUUUCUUUAGCCUAUGUGCUAUUUGAUCCUGGGACCUGGUGGGCCAGUGUUUGCACAGUGGGGUUUGUGUGUAUACUGUAUGUAGUUAGUGCCACAGAGGUACACGGCUGGGAGGGCUCCAGGGCCAGAUGAAGGGACUCGACCCCCAGCUGGAGUCUAAGGGGGGUCUAGCGGGGAGGAGAGAAAUCGAUAGAAAGAAAAGAAAAUCUUGUUCACAUAGUAGAACGUUCAUUUAGCACUUUCCAACCUUUUUGAUGUUCAGAAUGUUUAAGGAUGCAAAAAUGACUGGAGAAAUGUUAGUAUAUUUUUGUACAGUGAAGACACAAGGACCUGUAAGUUUGAGGAGAAAAAAGAAGAAAAAAAAAAAGCUCAGUAUACAGAUAGAGUACAAACGAAAAAACCAAACAAACAGUGAAUUCUCAUUAUUUUUACUAUCAUAUAGUUAUACUGCUGCUUUACUCCAAAAUAUUGUUGUUCAGCACAAAAAAUGUAUGCUUACAUGUAUGUUUUUGUUUUUUUUCUUUGAUUUUUGUUUUUCCCUAGUAAUUGAUUUUUGCACCUUAGUGAAAGAAAACCUGGACUGACUCUGCGUCUCGGUCUCGUAAUGCAUUUUAUAGAACACACUUUGAGAUUGUGCAAGCCCUACUUGUGUUUUGGGUGUUUUAAAAGUUGUAGUUCCACAUAAUGUGUCACUGAAACAGCUGAUCUAGCUCAGCAGAAAAAGAGAAAAAAAAAAGAAAGAAAAAAAGACAGAGAAGAAAAAAAGUAUGUACCAGUUGUUUCAGAGGCCUUAAUUGGAGAGGAAAAAACCUCGGGAGGAUUUUCUUAAUUUCUCUUAAGUUUUGAUCUUUUUCUUUUUAGUGUUAGAAAGAGAAAAAAAAGACACUAAAAUGUGUUUUAUUUACUUUUACUUUUGCAGCAUUUAUUUGAUGUUAGUAAACCUUUGUAAUCAGGAAAGAAAUGGAAAGUAGAUCUAUGUUUUACUUGUGAUUUCUUAUGAUUUCCUCUGUCAGGUUAUACAUGUGUGAAGUAUAUUUUUUUAUAAUAUUGAAGUAAUAUAAGUUAAUACUCUCCAGAGAAAAUAAUAAAUCCUGAGUACCCAUGAAUCAUGGAAUGGAAACGGCAGAUACGAAAUGUGUUAUAUCAUGUACUUCCUGUUGAUCUAAAUUUGCCUUUUCUCUGUGUGUUAAGUAUUCAUAACGGAUUGCUCACACUGAGUGUUCAGUGGUUAUCUGGUUGUAGGGUCUAGUGUUGUUUGGUUAUGGGCAGAUAACUGCUGUUGCAAAUGUGUAAAAGAAGAAAUACAGGUACCUUGCUAAACGUCUUGGAUAAUUACAUGAUUUGGUCUUUCAGACAUUCUGCAGAUGUCUUCUCUUUGUCAUUUAAGAAGUCAAAUUCCUAUUUUUGAUAGCGAUUGCAACGUGUGCCAUUUUAAGACCUCUUCACCCCCGGGCUUACUACCUUUGGUUGGGGAGAUUAACAAAAUGCUACAAAAAUGAGUAAAAAUAUGCACAAAAAUAGAGACCAUUUUUAUGUAAUUUUAAUGUUUGCAGUUACCUCAUACACCGUACAUUCCAAAAUGAAAUUUGUUAUACUAUACAUACUACCAGACAUAUCACUUUAAAAUGUUCGUUAUGGGAAAAUGUAUAAUCAUAGAUAUGUAUCUAAAGUGUAUCUGUAUAGCCAUGAUAUCUACAAAGGAUCCAUGCACAAUAAAAGAUUUAUAAUUCUUAAUCGUGUUUCCAAGUUUGGACAUAUAUUUCUCUUUGAGUCACUCCUGCAGUGAUAGGUGGAAAAGACAGAUUUACUUCUUAAUUGGCUAUCAGGGGUCUGUUGAAAACAUGGCAAACAUAACAGUGAUAUUAACAGUUUCUAUGUCAGAGAUAAAAGCAGAAACACAAAACUUAAAUUCAGCUUCUCAAACUAGUUUAAUCUCAUUUGAUGGAGCUUGAAACUGGAUGAUCCCAAAUCAGGGUGUAAUCACGUGGAGCUCCACUUAAAGGGAUAUUCCGGGGUAAAUUAAAGUUAUGGUCAAACACACCGUAACACAGAGUUAGACACCCCCUCAAGAGAUGAAUGUUGCCAAGAGCUUGCUUCUCUAGUUAUACCAACUUUAGUAACGACCGCACGAUAGCAAUACACAACGGUCUUCGCCUCCACACACAAACCUCAACCAAAACGCCACUCUAUAGCCACAAAUAAUGUUCAGAACAGCACCUAACUUCAUCAACGGUACAUAUAGGGUCUAAGGGCGUCCCGAUACAACUUUUAUUUACUUCCAAUACAAUACCGAUAUUAUAGCCUUCAGUAUCGGCCGAUACCGAUAGUGAUCCGACAUUGGCACAAACUUGUGCAUGACAAAUUUUGCACUCAGCUGUAAUGUCUUUUUCGGACUUUUACGAAAAAUACUGUCUCAAAGCCGACAUCCCUCCUACUCCUUGCUAGGUUUGCUUCGUUCGUACCUUAGUACACUCUGUUGUUGUCUCUGUGUGCUGGAUCCAGGCGCUGCUAGAUAGAGGUGCUGGAGUGGAGUCUGGAAUGGACUGCUUGUAUCGGAGUGCUAAUGUCGGCGAUUUUGGAUGUAGGCCAAUAUAAUCUGAUAUUUGUUUUUUGGCUGAUAUCGGACCA
Molecule: messenger RNA, 53525 nt
Organism: Xyrichtys novacula (pearly razorfish)
Lineage: Eukaryota; Metazoa; Chordata; Actinopteri; Labriformes; Labridae
Source: the annotation of a GenBank genome assembly